GGUUUUUUUUUUUUUUGGUAGGUUUUGAGGUAAUUUCUAUAUCAUCUUUGAAUCUUAUAAUCCAGGAAUUAGACAGCAAGGAUAUUAUUUUCCCCAUUACAGAUGAGUAAACUGUGAUUGAAAUUAGGGACUUGAAAAAAGUCACACAGUAGCAGAAACCAUGCCUUUUGUGUUUUAAUUAAUGCUCUUUACACAAAGUCAAGCUGACACUAUAAGGUACAUGUAACUAGUAACUUAAAUAUUUUGUGAUCCUUUUUAAAAAGGCCCUAAAUAUUUAAGUUUGACUUUAAUUUAGACUUUUGCCUCUCUUGCAGGCAGUCUGGUAUCGGGGGAGAGUGGGCUUUUAAAUUGAGCUUGAGUUUGAAUGCCAGUUUAUUAUAGUUACUUAUUAGCAACUGAUGUUUACCUCUCUAAACUUUAAUAUUCUUCCUAUAAAAAGUAGAUGAUCUCUAAGUUUAGUGAGCUAAUAUGUAUGAAGUGCACAGUUUAGUAUCUGACUUAUUACAUGUUAGUUUUUUUCUUUGAUGUUAGCUAACUUGUUUUAACAGUAUACUUUCAAGUGUAUAAAGGUUCUGUAAUUUGUUAUUGAUUGUAUUUGUUCUUGAAAGAAGCCCAUCAAUAUAUAUUUGUAUGAAAAUCAAAUAUUUUGAAGACUGUACUUUGAAGUGAGAAAUUUUUAAAGGUAUUUCUUAGUGAAACAGAUUUUUGCUUUUAUUCAUAUUGUUCAAUUGGUGAUCAUGUCGUGGAGUCGUAUUUGUACAAGUGCAUCCACUUCCUGGGCAACAGACCAAAGAGGAUCAUAAUCUUAGAUAUUAUCAGGCAGGAGGAAAAUAAUGGAAGGAAAAAAAAAAAAAGAAUGUUAAGUAUUUAAGCAAGUAUUUUUGAGUUGCUGGAAAUGCAAAGAUAGUUAUUUAAUAUAUAUACUUACAUGGUUGUGUCUAAAUAGUUUUAUUAAGUAAGACUUAUUAUAUACAAAAUGUGUAUUUACCAAAUGUGUCAUGUCCUUUUUGUUUUUGAUACAGGGUGUUAUAAGAAACUUGUUUGCUUGUAUAAUGAAGCAUUUACUAUAUACCAACGUAUUUCUAUUUUUUAACCUUUUAUUAUGGACGUUUUAAUGAAUACACAGAAGUAGAUGGAAUAAUGAACCACCAUGUGCUUACCCAUCACCAGGCUCUAACAGUUACCAGUUUAUGUCUGGUAUUCUUUCUUUUAUCCUCUCUCUUUUUUUUUCCCUACCCUAAACUGGAUAAUUUUAAAACAAAUACCAGACAUUAUAUCAUUUCAUACAUAAAUACUUCUCUGUUGUACUGUCUUAUUUCUUACAUUAAUUUUUAAAAUACUUAUUUUAUUCCAGGAAAUGUGUACUCUAGUUUAUUUCAGGAGACUCUCUUACGUCUCCCCUGCCCUCUUUCAAGAUAGAGUUCAGCAAGAGGCUACUGCUUCUAGUGUAUACUGUACCCUGUAAUCUUUGUUUAGCUUACAGUUCAUGAGGUCAGACUUGGGUUCAAAUCCUUAUUCUGGCAUUUACUUGUGUGUGGCCUUGGCCUUAUCAUUUAAUUUUUUGUGGUUCAUUUUUCUCAUCUUUAAAUGGGGACAGUAAUACUGUUUUCAUCAUAGAUUGUUCUAAAGACUGAGGCAAAUUCAUAUAAAGCAUUUAACCCAGCACAUAAUAAAUGUUCAAUAAAUGUUAGUUAAAUAUAAAAAAGUAAACAGCAAACAUGUAUAUAAUGCUUACUCUAUGUCAGAAACUGUACAAAUAUGAUCUUACAAAUUCUCAUAACAACUCUUUGAGAUACUGUUAUUACCCCGUUUUACAGAUGAGGAAACUAAGGCGUAGUAACUCUGAAUAACUUACUGAGAAUCACGCAGCUAGUUGUAGAGCCAAGACCCCAAACCUACGUAGUCUCACUUUAGACUCUAUGCUCUUAACCACUGUGCUAUAAUCCUCCCUAUGUUAUAUAAUAUAAAGUAUUAUUAGUGACAUGUAUAUAUACAUGCUUUGCAUCAGUAGUCUCGAUCUCCAACUAAUAAUUAAAAACUAAGCCCAGAGUGAGGAGAAUUUGAGUAAUUACUAUCAUAUAGUCUGCUAGUUUUUUUUUUUUUAUAGAGUAUAUAUUUUCCAAAUUUAAGUUCUUCAUUUAGGGAAGCAAGGUUGGAAAACCUGCAGUUGGGUAUCAUUAAGCUUUAGAGAGAGAGUCAAAAUAUCUUUACCAUUCAACUAAGUUUACAUUUAUUUACUUUUACUUAGUCAGCGCUCAUCCUUCCUGCUGCUACCUUUAUAUUUAAUUUCGUGAUUGCUUGACAAUGGGAAAAGAUGUUCAGCUAUUUAAUGCAACAAUAUAUAGCCAUUAAAGUGAUAUUUCUGAAGACAUGUGAAACUCUUAGUAAGAUAAAUAAGUAAAAAUGAUACUGUUGCACUGAUAUUAAAAAUAAUUUGCAUUAAAAAAUAUCCUGGACGAGCUAUAUACUACAGGUUUUUAUUUUUAAUUCUCUUUUUUUAUUUUCCCUACCUUCUUGAAAGAACAUGGUUUGUAUAUGUUAAGAAAAUAAAAUGGUUUACAGUUGGAAUAAAAAAAAAAAGUUGCCUUCAAAUCAAUUUCUGAUUCAUAGCUACCCGAUAGGACACAGUAGAAUUGCCCCAUAGGGUUUCCAGGUAGUGCCUGGUAAGUUUGAACUGCCAACCUUUUGGUUAGCAGCUGAGCUCUUAACCACUGUGCUUCCAGGAUUCAAACUUGAAGGCUAGGGUUCUUUGAGGAUCUGGGGAAAAAAAAUACAACUACGGAGAAAAAAGGCACCAUUUCUUAACUGAAAAAUAUUCGUUUUGGCCUUUAAUUUUUGUUUGCCUCAUAAAAAAAUAAAGAUAAAAAUGAAACUAAGUGAAAAUUAACAGAUAGGCUUAAAUAAGAGGUCAUUAUAGAAAUAUAGAGGCAUAGCAUAAAAUGGUAGGAAAUCAGAUAAAAAUAAGAAUAUUAAAAAGUUGGAAGAUAGAGAAAAACAUACUAGAUUAAAAUUUUUAAUGAUUUUUUAAAAGCAUGAGUUAGAUUACACGAUGGAUCAUGUUAAAGAAGUGGUUAAAUAAGAGCUACACAUCAAUAUGGUGGCAAUUCUGGUAUGAAUUAAACGUUUACAACUGGAACAUUUUUAAAAGAAAACAUGAAAUAUUAUAGUGCCUUAGAAGGAAAUAGAUUUUUUUAACUACUGCCAAUCUGUUUAAUAUGUUACCGUGCGUAACUAGAUAGUUGACCAUGAAAACCCUAACAAUAAUAAAAAUAAUAGCAGUGUCUUAUUGACUUUCUGAAAUAUUUCCAAAUGGCGAUUAGGCGUGACUUUAUUUCUCUUCCUAGGAUCCAUGUUAGUAAAGUUAGACCUUUAACUUCAAUGAAAUGUAAGAAGAUAUCUUACUGGAAAGAAUUUUCUUAAAAUAUGUAAAUGUUAAAAAUCUGUCAAAGUAUUUUCUUGUUUAGUAUCUAUGAAUCUCUAUUGAGCCAUAUCUAGUAACCUAACAAUAUCAUUAUGGAAAUAAUGAAGUUCAAACAUAUAUUAAAAGCCAUCCCAGCCUCUUGCUUCUAGGAUCCAUUUCUCUGUGAGCUGCCAACUGGUGUCAUAUCUCUUCCUAAACUCUGCUUUCAUUAUUUUUAUUCAAUGCUAUGGAAACCCUGGUGGUUAAGAACUACGGCAGCUAAUCAAAAGGUGGGCAGUUUGACUCUACCAGGCGCUCCUUGGAAACCCUAUGAGGCAGUUCUACUCUGUCCUAUAGGGCUAUCAUGAUUCAGAAUCGACUGGAUGGCACUGGGGUUUUAAAAAAUUUUUUAAAAUUCAGUACUAGAAUUCUGUGGUUUAUUACCAUUAGAGGAUAGAAAUUCAUAUUCUAAGGUGUUUUUUAACCUGAACUUCACUCCUAACUCCGCUGUAAUUAUUUCAGGAGCUCCCCCCUAAAACUUGAAAGUGAUAGUACAGAAAAAUAAUACUGAAUGUAGCAAAUAGCCAAACUUUAUUAGAAAAUGUCCCCUCAGGUUAUAUUUUCUAUUAAGAGUAACAGGUGAUUUUAAAAAACAAAAGAUCAAAUUAAUAUUUGAGAGAUCAGUUGGGCCUGAUUAUAUGGUGACAGAGGAUAGUCCUGUUAACGUUAUAGAGGUAAAAGCCAUUAUUGAAUGGAAAUGUUCCUUAUUAACUUAUGUUACUGUCUUUUUUGCUGUUGCUAAGAUUUUAAGUUACUAAAAGAGAUUCAUGUAUCUUCUGUUUGUUGUGUUGUCUUAAAAAAGAUAUAAAAAACUAAAAAGUAAUUAUAAACAUGUACUUGAAUGAAAAAGUAGAAAUUUUAUUUAUAGGUUAACUACAAAUAAUGGGUUCAGCUUUCAAAUGUAAAUAAAAUCUGAUGUUGUGGUAAAGGUUCUCUGUUUUAGAUGAUUUGAGCUAAAGAUGUGUUAUGUAAUAAUUUCAGUUACUUUUAUUCUUAACUUUUGAAAAACAGAUUUUUUUCUUUUGCUUUUAUUUUUAAUAUUUACUUGAGAAGUAGGUGAUAAUCAUUACUGCUACCCUGCCAUGAGGAUUUAUCCCUUCUUUUUUUUUUUUUCCUAUUCAGAAAAUACUGUGAUUAAUCCUUUACUAAAUUUGGUAGUACUUGGUUUUGAAGGUGACAAGGACAGAAAAGUUUCUAAUAGAGCUAAGUUGUUAAUUUCUCUUAUUUUAAAAAAUCUACUUAAAGCAAUGUUUGUAGGAGAUGUUCAUCAAAAGAAGGUGUUGGUAGUUGAAGAGAAAAAAGAAUAAUAAAGCCAAUGUUAGUAAUAACCAAAAACAUUUUCUUAUUAAUUUAUGUGUCAGGCACAUGUGUCAAAUAAUUUAUGUGCAUUUUACAGAUGUUUUUCAAAUUUAAUCCUCAAAAAAAAACCCAUGAUGUUGUACCAUUAUCCAUAUUUCAUAAUUGAGCAAACUGAGGCACAGAGGUAUUCACUAAUUUUCUUGAGGUUGCACAGCUAGUGGAAGAGGCUGGAGUUUGAACCUCCCCAUUUGACCUCACAGUUGUGAGUUUAUACUCUUUUACAGUAUAAACAUUUGAUAAAUGAUAUUUAUAUUUUGGGCUCUAGUAACAUUAGACACCCACCGUUCAGGUGGUGUAAAAAGAGUACUUUGUGUAGGAUUCUUUAAAACCCAAAAACCAACCCCACCGCCAUCAAGUCGAUUCCGACUCGUAGUGACCCUAUAGGACAGAGUAGAACUGCCCGAUAGAGUUUCUAAGGAGCGCCUGGUGGAUUAGAACUGCUGACCUCUUGGUUAGCAGCCGUAGCACUUAACCACUAUGCUACCAGGGUUUCCUAGGAUUCUUUAGCUAAACAAAUUCUAUAAGUGAGAGAAAUUCUAUGAGCCACAUGUAAAAUCAGUAAAGAGUAUGAUGAUGAGCCUUUUGCGGAAGAUUUUAAACUUGAAAUUAACAAUCAUUGCCUUAAUUUGGUGUGUGUUUUUGGUGUAUGUUUUUAAGAUUUAGGUGAAGCAAAUGGCUGACCAAACCAUUUCUGUGUUGGCUGAUAAUGGGACUCAGAAGCAAAAAGUAGGGGAAAGAUAAGUAGAAGCCACCACCUAAGGAGAAUUACUUUAGAAUUGGAGAUACGAUGGGCCUUUGGAUUUCUGUGGCAGUAGUUUUAUGGAAGCGCUGAAGUUAAUUGUCCCUUAUUUCUGCUGGUAUGUUUCAGAGCCAAACUAUAUUUGAGAAGAGAUGAGCGACAGAAGCAGUACUAAAAGGAGCCUCAGGAGUUGUUUCUCACUGAGUGGUUUUUGUUUCCUGAACUUCCCGGAAACUUCUGUGUUAGGAAUUAGAAGAUCUGGGUGAAUUAGUUCUAGUUUGGCCGUGAGACCUUGUAUAAAAUCACGUAAAAACUCCUUUUCUUCAGCAGAGACAUUAUUAUGAGCCUACUAGAGAACUAUGAGAAAGAACAACUAAAGUAAUGUUACAGGGCUUUGAAAAUUGUGCAGUGCUAUAUGAGUUUUGUGUGUUUUUAUUACCUGCUGUUGAGUUGACCCCCGACUCAGGGCAGCCUCAUGCCCAGUGAAAUGCUGCCCGGUUCUGUGCUAACCCCAAGAUCAGUUGUCAGUCAGAUUGGUGUGAUCCAUAGGGUUUUCAUUGGUUGAUUUUCAAAAGUAGAUCACCAGGCAUUUCUUCCCCUCUGUCUUGGUCUGGAAGCUCACAACAUCAUACCAACAUGCAGGCCUCCACUGACAGCCCCAAAAAACCUGUUGCUGUUUAGUUGAUUAUGACUCAUAGUGAACCUAUAGGACAGAGUAGAACUGCCCCAUAGGACUUCCAAGGAGUGGCUGGUGAAUUCAAUCUGCCGACCUUUUGGUUAGCAGCCAAGCUCUUAGCCACUGUGCCACCAGGGCUCCCACUUCCGUUGCCAUCCAGUCGAUUCCGACUCAUCACAAUCUGACAGUUAGGGCUCUGUUAACUUACUUUGAUUCUUCUUUUCGCUGUCCCUUUUUUUUUUUAUCUGCUCCCUUCUACCCAUAUCUCCAUUUUCUUAUGGUACUCUACAGUUUGCCUGUUGGUUCUGCUAUUAUUUCUUAUAUCCUUUACCUUUCAUCUUGUAUCUUUCCCUUCUUUUUAAAUAUAAACCACCUUUAUAGAAGUAUAGAAGUGCACCCAUUUUAAAUGUUGGAUAAGUUUUUAACAAGUGUAUACAUUUGUGUAGUUGUCACAAUCAGGAUACAAAAGAUUUCAGUCACUAUAUAAAGCUCCCACUUGAUCUUUUGCAGUUAAUUCUGACCAUUCCAGCCCCCAGGUAACUACUGAUCUGAUUUUUGUUAUUUUAGAUUUGUUUUGCCUUUUUAGAAUUUCUUAGGAAUUUGUUGUUCAUCCACCAUCAUCAUUCAAAAGGGAAAGCAAUAUAAAAAAAAUGGGCAUAAAGGUAAUAAGAAAUUUUAAAUUCUAUUAUAUAUGUCUAUAUCAUUCUAUAAUAUAUCCAAGUGUAGAUUUUUCAGUGAUUGAUUUUUGAUGUUUAUUUCUAAGUAUAUGUUCCAGUUUUUUAAAAAACCAGUUGCCGUUGAGUCAGUUCUGACUCAGGCAAUUCCAUAUGUGUCAGAGUAGAACUGUACUCCAUAGGGUUUUUUGUAGUUCAUUUUCAGAAGGAGAUCGCCAGGUGUUUCUUCCGAGGUGCCUCUGGGUGAACUCGAAUUUGCAGCCUUUUGAUUCGUAGCUGAGCAUGUAAACUGCUUCAGUUAAUAGGGUGUUAAAGAGUUUAGUAAUUCCAUCUAGAUUGGAGAAGGAAGUUAGUAAUAUGGUUCACUUUUAUUGGUUAAUAUGAAAAUAGUUUUGUGCAAAGAGUACCAGAGGAUAAAGUUUCCUCUUAUAUUUUAUGAUUGUAAACUGAAGUUUAGAAGUUUAAAAUUCCAUUUUAGAAUAACUUAAGUCUUUAGAGGGGUAUAGAGUUGAAUAUGUAGGAGGGAUGUAUUUAUUUGCUCUGAUAGUUUCUGUAGAUUAAGCAUAAAGGUAAAAACUGAACAUAAUUUAUUGUCCCUUAUAGUGAGUAGUAUCUUGAGCUUAACUGAGUAUUGUAAAUACUCUUUUUAAAUAAAAUUCAAAUUUGAGCAGUAGUUAAACAUACUAUAUGCUAUAUUGCUGGUUCAGACAUUAGACAUUAAAGUACUCUUGUUAGCAAUGUAAUGGAACAUUUAAAUGCUUGUUGAUGGGGGCCUGGUUAUACAAGUGUAUUUAUUUGAAUUCAAGUUUUCAUUGCAAUCGUCUGUGUAAAUCAUUGGGUCACAUUGUGGUUGAAAGCAUGUUUUAUGGCAAUGAAACACCCAAACAUAGGUUAAGCUAACAAAUAGCUGUUCCUCACAGUGGAAUUGUAAUUUGAAGUCACAAGAAUUUGUUAAUUUCUUUUUUCCCAGUUUUUAAGUACCAGCUUGCUUGUUCAGUCUUCAUUCCAGAACUUGUAUUUCCCUUGAAAAAAUAUUACUGUAAAACGGAAUUAAUGGUAAUAAUUUAAUGUUCCCAUGUGGAAUGUUCAAUUUACCAACACCUAGAUAAAAAACAGGCAGUUAUAAGGACUUUAAAAACACCAUAUAUUAAGUUUACUUGAGUAAGUUUUUGUAAAACUAUAUUGUGAACUCCAAGACUCUUUUCUAUAUUCUUUUUUUGUUUUUGUUGUUCAAUCAUAUGUAAAGUAAAUGAGUGUGAAAUAUAAACAUAGCUUGAAUUUUAAGGAAGUUUUCAUUUUCUUAGUUUAUUUUUGCCAGAGUACAACAUGAAGAUUUAUGUAUAACAUUUGAAUAACAGAUGCUUUGGGUGGGUUGGGUAAGAUGAGUACCUAAUUCUUUAAACUCCGUUAUUGCUUUUUUUUUAAACUGGGUAAGGAAAUAGUUCAAGGACAGAAUGUCAUUAGUUACGUAAACUACCACACUACUACAGUAAACACAAAGAAUACAUUCACCAUGUAAAGCACGGUAAAUAAAACCUAAAAAAUAACUUUCUUGAAAAAAUGUUUUCAACCAAACUUCACAAGAGUGGAUAAAAUUAACACAAUGAAUUCUGCACAGAAAAAUAUUAAUGCAUACUAAAUUGAAAACAAGGAAACUUAUUCAAUGGUGGCUCAAUGGUGAAGUGCUUGGCUGCUAACUGAAGGUUGGCGGUUCAAACCCAGUCAGUGGCUCUGCAGGAGAAAGACCUGGUGAUGUGCUCCUGGAAAGAUUACAGCCUAGAAAACACCGUGGGGGAGUUCUGCUCUGUCGCAUGGGGUCACUGUGAGUGGAAAUCAACCCAGUGGCACAUAACAAUACCAAAUUGACAACAGAUUUACAGAAGUUCUUAUAAACUAAAAAUGGUAAAGGUGAUAAUAAGCAAAUCAAAGCCCCAUGUAAUUUUCAGGCUUGUGAAUUAAAACCCAAUUUCGAAAGCGUUCAUUACUUUCUAGUUGUGUGAUUUUAUGUAAGUUGCUUAACCUUUUUGUGACUCCAGUUUUCUUUUCUGUAAUGCGGGGAAAAUAGACUGAUAGAAUUGCUAUGAAGAUUCAGUAAGUUAAUGUAAUUCUAAAUAAUUCUAAAGUACUUGGAAUAGUGCCUGGUGUAUAGUAGGCACUAUGUAAGUAUUAGCUGUUGCUGUCGAGUCGAUUCCAACUCAUAGCGACUCUGUAGGACAGGGUAGAACCACCGCCUACGGUUUCCAAAGAGUGGCUGGUGGAUUUGAACUGCCAACCUCUUGGUUAGCAGCCACGCUUUUAACUACUGUGCCAAAGAAACAUGGCGUCAGAGUUGGAGGAAGACUCCUUAACAACCUGCUUUAUGCAGAUGACACAGCCUUACUUGCUGAAAGUGAAGAGGACUUGAAACACUUACUGAUGACGAUCAAAGACCACAGCCUUCAGUAUGAAUUAUACAUCAACACAAAGAAAACAAAAAUCCUUACAACUGGACCAAUAAGCAAUAUCAGAUAAACAGAAAAGAUUGAAGUUGUCAAGGAUUUCAUUUCACUUGGGCCCACAGUCAACACCCAUGGAAGCGGCAGUCAAGAAAUCAGAUGAUGCAUUGCAUUGGGCAAAUUUGCUGCAAAAGACUUCUUUAAAAUGUUAAAAAGCAAAGAUGUCACCUUGAAGACUAAGGUGCGCCUGACCCAAGUCAUGGUGUUUUCAGUUGCCUCAUACAAAAGCUGGACAAUGAAUAAGAAAAACUGAAGAAGAAUUGAUGCCUUUGACUUAUAGUAUUGGUGAAGAAUAUUGAAGAUACCGCGGACUGCCAAAAGAAUGAACAAAUCUGUCUUGGAGGUAGUACAACCAGAAUGCUCCUUAGAAGCAGGGAUGGCAAGACUAUGUCUCACAUACUGUGGAGAUGUUAUCAGGAGGGAUCAGUCCCUGGAGAAGGACAUCAUGCUUGGUAAAGUGGAGGGUCAGCAAAAAAGAGUAAGACUCUUAACGAGAUUGGUUAACACAGUGGCUACAACAGUAACAAUUGUGGUGAUGGCACAGGCCCAGGUAGUGUUUCGUUCUGUUGUGCAUAGGGUUGCUAUGAGUCAGAAGCCACUCGAUGGCAGUUAACAAUAACAACAUGCGUUUGUUAAAUAAACAAAUAAAAUAAAACACUUACCCAGAGAAAAAUUAUUUGGCAAAUGAAUGUACCUAGAAUGUAGCCAGGAACCAGAAUUUUAGUAGCAUAAGGUUCAGAAAAGGAGCCCUGGUGGUGGUGUGGUUAAAGCUCUUGGCUCCUAACCAAAAGAUCGGCAGUUUGAACAUACCAGCUUCUCUGCAGGAGAAGGAUUGAUAGUCUGCUUCCAUAAAGAUUUACAACCUUGGAAACCCUAAGGAGCAGUUCUACUCUGUCCUACAGGGUUGCUAUGAGCUGGAAUAGACUACGACAGUGGGUUUGGUUUUGAUUUUAAGGUUCAGAACAUCCAAAUCAGAUAUUGCUAAAUUUACAUACCAAGGUUUAGGCAUUCACAACACUGUGUUGCUGCAGUAUUUACCUUCUUAAAAUACAAAUGUAAUCCUACCAGUUGCUUAAAAAUCCUCUAGUAGCAUCUGUGGGCUUUAAAAUGAAAUCCAAAUUCUUUUUAUAAAGACGUGGUUCCUGAUUAUCUUUUUAAGUUUAUUUUUAUUUAUUUUUUUAUUGAAAAAAAUUCACACAGCAAUGAUCAUCAUUUAAACCAUUUUAAAGUGUACAGUUCAGUGGUUUCUAGUAUAUUCGCAGUGUUAUUCAGCCAUCAGCACUCUCUAAUUCUGGGACGUUUUCAUCACUCCAGAGAGAAACUCCAUACCCAUUAAGCAGUGAUUCUCCAUUCACUCCUCCCCCCAGCCCCUGACAACCACUAAUCUGCUUUCUGUCUCUAUGGAUUUGCCUAUUCUGGACAUUUCAUAUAAAUGGAAUUAUACAAUAUGUGCCUUUUUGUUCUGGCGUUUUUCACUUAGUAUACAUAAUGUUAUCAAGAUUCUUCUGUGUUAGUGCCUGGUGAAUUCAAACUGCCGACCUUUUGAUUAGCAGCUGUAGUUCUUAACCACUGCACCACCAGGGUUUCCUUCUGUGUUAUAGCGUGUAUUAAUACUUCAUUCCUUUUUAUGACUGAAUAAUAUACUGUAUGGAUAACAUUUGGCUUAAACAUGCAUUCAUCAGCUGGUGGAUGUUUGGAUCAUUUCCACAUUUUGGCUGUUAGAAACAAUGCUGGUAUGAACAUUUAUGUACAGCUUUUUGUGUGGACAUAAGUUUUCAUUUUUGGGGGGUGUAUAUAAAAAAAAAUUUUUUUUUUUUUUUAUAUCAAGGAAUGGAAUUGCUAAAUGAUAUGGUAACUCUGUGUUUAACUUUUCAAGGAUUGCCAAACUGUCUUCCACAGUGGCUGCACCAUUUUAUAUUUCUAACGGCAAUAUAUGAGGGUUCCAAUUUGUCUAUAUCCUGUCCAACACAUUAUUUAUUUAUUUUUUUAAUUAUGUCCAUCGUAGCAGGUUUAGUAGGUAUGAGGAGUCCCUAGGUGGUGCAAACAGUUAAGCGUUUGGCUGCUAACUGAAAGGUUCAAGUCCACCCUCUAGAGUUGCCUCAGAAGAAAGACAUAGUGAUCUACCUCUGAAAAAUCAGCCACUGAACACCCUGUGGAGUAAAAGGCAACAACAGUAAAUACUGUUACAUAUACAAUACUGCAGUAACAGUAAUAAACAAUUUAUGAGUGGAUGCAUAGGUAGAUAUGUAAGCUGAACAGGUAUGGGAGUACGCCCACAAGCACCUAUAGGUAUGGCAGAGGGUAUUUCUACAUAUGCAUCUGUAUGUGCUGCAGAUAUAUCCGUGUAUAUAGUAGAGCACACAGGGGUCACAGUUUUGAAAACUUCUUAGCCAUAACCAAACACCUUGAGGGACUGAGUCUCACUGGACAUGAAGGCUUAGGACCAAAGUCUCAGGGGACAGCUAAGUCAAUUGGCAUAAUACAGUCCAUAAAGACAAUGUUCUACAUCCUCCUUUGGUAGGUAGCAACUGGGGUCUUAAAAGCUUUUGAGCAGCCAUCUAAAAUACAACUAUUAGUCUCUUCCUGUCCAUAUCGGAGAAGAGUCAAGAAAAUCAGAGCCUCAAGGAAAAAAUUAGUCCAAAGGACUAACGGAUCAUGUGAACCAUAGCUUCCACUAGCUUGACACUAAAAGAACUAGAUGGUGCCUAUCUACCACUACUAACCACUUUGAUCGGGAUCACAGUAGAAGGUCCUCAACAAAAUGUAGAACAAAUUUCAAAUUCAUAAAAAAAAACAAAACAAAGUAACUGGUCUGAUAGAGACUGGUAGAAUCCCCAAGACUCUGGCCUUUAGACAUCCUUCAAACCUGGAACUGAACCCACUCCCUGAGAUCACCUUUCAGCCAAACAAUAGACAGGCCUGUAUAGUGAACAGUAACACUUGUGAGGAACAUGCUUUGAAGAACAGUGAACCAUACCAGAUCAAACGGGAAGCAUUUGCCCAAAAACAAAGUUGAGGGAGAAAGGGACAGGAAAGGUGGGCAAGUGGAAAUGGGGAACCGAGGAAGGAAGUGGGUAGAGUGCUGUCAUAUUGAGGGGAUUGCAACUAAUGUCGUGAAACAAAAUGUGUAUAAGUUUUUGAAUGGGAAACAGGUUUACCCUGUAAACUUUCACAUAAACCACAAUAAAAUGUUCAAAAAAAAAAAAAAAAAAUCCUGUGAUGCACAGUUCUACUCUGAUACACACGGGGUCACCAUGAGUUGGAAUUGACUCGAUGACAACUGGCUUAGUAGGUAUGAAGUGGUGUCUCAUUAUGGUUUUUAUUUGCAUUUCUGUAAAGACUAAUGAUGAGCAUCUUUUCAUAUGCUUAUUGGCCAUAUGUGUAUCUUUGAAGAAAUGUGUAUUCAAGUCCUUUGCCUAUUUUUUAAUUGGGCUAUUUGUUUUAUUGUUUAGUUAGGAGAGAUCUUUAUGUAUUCUGGAUAGCAGUCCCUUAUCAGAUACAUGAUUUUUAAAUAUUUUCUCCCAUUCUUUGGGUUCUCUUUUCACUUUUUCAGGAAUAGUAUCGUUUGAUAGUGUCCUUUGAACACAAGGUUUUAAUUUUGAUGAUGUCCAGUUUUUUCUUUUCUUUUUUUUUCCUCAUGCUUUUGGUGUCAUUUCUAAGAAAACAUUGCCUACUUCAAGGUCAUGAAGAUUUGUGCUAAGAGUUUAUAAGUGUUAGUUCUUACAUUUAGGUCUGUAGUCCAUUUUGAGUUCAUUUUUAUGUAUAGUGUAAUGUUGGGUCCAUAUUCAUUCUUUUGCAUGUGGAUAUCCAUUUGUCCCAGCACCAUUUAUUGAAAAGACUAUUCUUUCCCCAUUGAGUAGCCUUGGCACCCUUGUCAAGAAUCAGUUGACCAUAGAUGUAUGAGUUUAUUUCUGGCCUCUCAGUUCUAUUCCAUUAACCUAUGUGUUUAUUCUUAUGCCGGUACCACAGUGUUUUGAUUACUGUAGCUUUGUGGUAAGUUUUGCAGUUCAGGACUAUUUUACCUUAACAUGUUUCUUGUUGUUGUUUUUAGUUGUUGUCAAGUUGAUUCCAACUCCUGGCAACCCCAUGUGUGCAGAGUAGAACUGCUCCAUAGGGUUUUCGAGGCAGUGAUCUUUUGGAAACAAAUCACCAGGCCUGUCUUCUAAGCUGCCUCUGGGUGGGUUUGAACUGCCAACCUUUUGGCUAGUAGUCAAAUGCUGAACUAUUAGCACCACCCAGGGACUCUUGCUUUGUAAUAAGUUUUGAAAUUGAGAAGUGUGAAUCCUACUAGUUCUUUUCCAAGAUUGUUUUGGCUCUUCUGGGUACUUGAAAUUCUGUAUGUCCAUUUCUGCAAAAACAGGCAGCUGGAAUUUUGACACAGGGAUUGCACUGAGUCUGUAGAUCAAUUUGGGGAGUAUUGCCAUCUUGAUAUUAAGUAUUGAACCCAUGAACACUGUAUAUCUUCCCAUUUAUUUAGGUCUACUAUGUAAUAUGAGUUUGGUUUUUGGUUUUAAGUAAUAUAGUGAGCAAAAGCUCUCUUAGGGUACUUUGCAUCUCCAACAUGUUACAGACAGAAAAAAUAGAAUCCAAAUAGAUAAUAACACCAUUAUGGAUAAUUGAGAAAACUAGAGAUGUAACCUUAGGUUAUGGCAUAGAAGGUAUCUGAGGAUAUCAGAAAAUAUAAUUUUUCUCAGCAGGACUUUUUUUAUUUUAACUUUUUUUGGGUGUGUGCUUCAAGUGAAAGUUUACAAAUCAAGUCAGUCUCUCAUACAAAAACCCAUAUACACCUUGCUGUAUACUCCUAAUUGCUCUUCCCGUAAUGAGACAGCACACUCCUUCCCUCUACUUUCUCUCCUCGUGUCCAUUUGGCCAGCCUCUGACCCCCUCUGCCCUCUCAUCUCCCCUCCAGAGAGGAGAUGCCAACAUAGUCUCAUGUGUUCACUUGAUCCAAGAAGCUCACCCUUCACCAGUAUCAUUUUCUAUCCUAUUGUCCAGUCCAAUCCCUGUCUGAAGAGUUGGCUUUGGGAAUGGUUCCUGUCUUGGGCUAACAGAAGGUCUGGGGACCAUGACCACCAGGCUGCCUCUAGUCUCAGUCAGACCAUUAAGUCUGGUCUUUUUACGAGAAUUUGAGGUCUGCAUCCCACUGCUCUCCUGCUCCACCAGGAGUUCUCUCAGCAGGACAUUUUUUUCCUCAUGUUAGGAUGUUUUGGGGGAGGUGGUAGGUCGUAAUAAAAAAGAGCUUUGAAAAAUCUAUGCCCCACAGAACAGAAUGUAACUAGUUAGUAUGAGAUGGUUGUAGAACUGUAAGUAGAGCUUUUACCCAGCACUAACUUGAUAUAACCUAGUUUUCUUAAGUUUUUUACUUGAUAUGCUUUGCCUGGGACUUUAGUAGAAUGGAGUGUGUGUGUGGCUCAUACCUCUUCUCUUCCCUCCCCUCCCCAAUGAAUAAUAAAGGAAUUAUGUAAUUUUUAACUCUGUCAUAUUUCAGGAGUUAGUUUUACCUUUAAAAUAUAAGUCAAUGGGAAAUAGGACUUAGUGGUAUUAUUUAUAGAUAGAUUUAAAAAAAAGUAUAUAUCUUUCAUGUACAGAAAUACUGCAUAGAAAUCAAACCCUUUGAUUUCUGCAGGUCUAGGAGAAAGAUUACAUCUGAAACACUGAUUUGGGAUUACUAAAAAUCCAUUGCUGUCUAGUCAAUUCCGACUCAACUCAUAGCGACUCUAUAGGACAGAACAGAACUGCCCCAUAGGGUUUCCAAGGAGCAGCUGAUGGAUUCAAACUAUCGACCUUUCAUUAACAGCCACGCUCUCAACCACUGUGCUACCAGGGUUCUUUGGGACUAGUAGACUUGUGUUAUUGAUUUUAUUAGUAAUAAUACUACUACUUUUGGAGUAAUUGUGUUAUGAAUACCUUAAAAAAAUUUUUUUCUGUUAGAAUUAAUCUUUGAAUUAUGAGAUACCGAAGUUCAGAACAGUUUGUGUGCGUGUGUGUGUGUGUAUCAUUUUAGUCCUGUGAUUGACAUUCUUGAGCACGGAAUUGAUGGUAUUUUAUAAAAAUAUAUGAGCUAAAUGAGAGAAGCGUUUAGGUGACUGGCUAUAAACAGUAUGGAUAGAGUAUGACUACUUCAUUUUAUUGAUUAGAACAACUUUUUGUAUAUUUAUUUUAAUGGCAGCAAAAUGCUGUUUGUGCUUUUAAACAUUUAAGUCAUAUUAUAGACAUACUGACUUUAAUAUCUUUUCCAGAAAUGUUCAGUAUUUAAAUGUUUUAAUAUAAAAGCAUUGAUAAAGUAAAAAUACAUAAAAUAUCAGUAAACACAUGAAAAGGUGAUCAGCACCAUUAGUCACUAGGGAAAUGCAAAUGAAAACCACAAUGAGAUACCACUUCACACUCACUAGGAUGGCUAUAGUAAGACAGACAAUAAUAAGUGAUGAGGAUGUGGAGAAAUCGGAACCCUGAUACAUUGCUGGUGGGAUAUAAAACAGUGUAGUCACUUUGGAAAACAGUCUGUCAGUUCCUCAAAAAGUUAAACAUAGAGUUACCAUGAGACCUGGCAAUGCCCUGUCUAGGUGUAUAGCCAAGAGAAACAAAAACUUACGUUUACACAAAAACUUGUAUCCAACUCUUCAUAGUAGCAUUAUUCAUAAUAGUGAAAAGGUGGAAACAACCCACGUGUUCAUCAACUGGCAAAUACCUACCUAACCUACUGCCGUCGAGUCGAUUAUAGAUAAACAAAAAAAAUUUUUUAUAUCCAUAUAAUGAAAUAAUACUCAGUGAUAAAAAAGAAUGAAAUACUGAUACAUGCUACAACAUGAACCUUGAAGACAUUAUGCUAAGUGAAAGAAAUCUGUCACAAAAGACACUAUAUUGUAUGAUUCCCAUUUAUAUGAAAUGUUCAGAACAGACAACUCUAUAGUGACGAUAAUAGAUUAGAGGUUACCUAGACUACCUAGGGUGAUGGCUAAGGAAUGUGGGGUUUCUUUUGGGGUAAUAAAAAUGUCUAAAAUUAAUUGGGGUGAUGGUUGCACAGCUCUGUGAGUAUACUAAAAACAAUUGCAUACUUUAAGUGGGUGAAUUGUAUGAUAUGUGAAUUGUUUUUUUAAUAAAGCUGUUACAAAAUAUAUGUAUGUAUAAUAUAUAAUGUAUAGGAGUUUAAACAGGUAGUGAGGGCUGUGAAAACAGAAUAGAAUUUAUGUACUUGAUUUUUUUAUUGUGUAGGACUGUUCUAACAAAAGUAAUUUUGAAAGUCUGAUAUGUACUUUUUUGGUAAAUUUUAUGAGACAGAAGUGAUUGUGUGGUGCCAUGUGGAAAGGAGAUGAUUUUUGUUCAUUUAACAGUAUAUUUUAAUUGUCUUUUAUAGUUUUGUUUUCAUAGAAUAGAAUUUGUUACUUUGUAUAUGGAACCCCAAAUCUUUAACCUUAAAUAUAAAUGAGAUGAACUAAGUAUCACCGAGGGUGACAUAUCUUGGAUAACCUAAAAGAAAAUUGUGAUGAGUUAGACUGGACUACAGAUUACUUUUUGAAAAAAAUUUAUGAAGCAGACACAUUAGCCUCAUUUAGAUUGGAGUUUUUUUUACUAUUAAUAUGCAUGGUUGAUUCAUUUUGUUGUUUCUAGAAAGUAAAUGUUUAAUACUGGAAAGAGGUUUGCAGUUUUCUGAUAAAUGUCACAGAAUAGUGGCAGUGAGCCAGGGAGAAGAAAAGCUGCAUUAGUGAAGUGAGAAAGACUUCUGUAGCUAUGGAAACCAUAAACCCUACUAAAUCUCAAAAAGAUAUUGUUUGUACUUAGGGUAUUAAUUAGACAUUGGUAGAGGUUAAUGAGAACCCUGGAUAACUGCUAGAUUAAAUCUGGUUGUAAUUGUAUUCAUGAAAGGGUCUGGUUAAGAAGCAUUGUUGGGUGGUUUAGUAUUUGUUUUGUGUGCACACUAAUGUGCUUAAUUUAUUUUUCUUUAAUUUGACUUCUUAUUGCCCUCAACUACUAAAAAGCUUUAUUUAAAAGGAUAAUAUGUAUGUAGAUUAUUACUACAGCUCAAAUUUUAGUUUAUUUAAGAAUAAAUGAGAGAAUAUGAAUAUGAUUCAGUUUAGUAAAAGUUAAAUUUUGACCAAUACUUGUUUAAUUACUGGUAAAGUGCAUAUUAAGCUAUGCAUGCUAGAUUUUAUGGAUAAACCACUUUUCAGGUGUAAAUUAGGCACUUUGGUAAUUUACAGUAAUUCUUGUAAAAUGGCCAGUGUUCAAGUAGUAAUUUCCUGAUGGAUACCCUGACUGCCUUAUAAGCUUAAUAUUUCUCAUAAUUAUAGAAACCAACUUAUUCUUCAGAAUAUUUAAGAUUACAUCUAUAAUCAGGGUUGCCUAUACUCGUUUGGUAGAAUUAAAAUGGGCUAUUGGGGGUGACAAGCAUUAGAAGUGAAAUGCUGGUUAGUCCAAAAAAUAGAAAGGUAACCUAGAGCUAGCAAAGAGAGCUGCUGAAUAAUUGUGUUCUUCCCACACUUGUUUAUUUAUGUGUGUGUACAUUUCCCCUCAAAUUUAGAUGUGUCUUCUUAUUCUAGAAGGUACUUCUUCAAUUUACUAGGCCCAUUUAUCAGAAACAUCCACCUGUCAACUAGCAUAGAAGCAGAUUGUGUUUUGAAGUCUCCCAAAUCAAAUAAAUUUAGAAGCGAAAUUUAACAGUCCUUUAUUGGAAAUGAAUUGGAAAAAGUGAACUGUGAGAAGUAAGCUCUUGGAAAAAUUAUUUUAGGUCACAGCCUAUAAUCAGAGCCUAGAAGAAAGAACUGAUCCAUUGGGAAUGCAAAAUCAGAGGAAAGUUGGUGGAAAAAAAAAAGUUUUAUACCUUCUUCCAUGAAGGACUAUUAAAAUACUCAAAAUGUUUUACUUUUUGAACAAAGAUAGACCAGGGCAUUACAUUGCAAAGUUCUUGUCUGUGUUGGACCCUCCCCUUUCCUACCUGUUUUUUUAGUAGCACAUUAUUCGUCUAAUUUGUUCAUUAAUUGCAUAUUUCAAAAAUCACGGAUUUCAGUGGAUGUAAAAACCAGUUCUCCCACACAUUUAUCAGUUUGUCAUACUGUGGGGGCUUGUAUAUUGCAAGAGGAUGACGAGACUUCAUCUCACAUACUUUGAACAUGUUAUCAGGAGGGUCCAGUUCCUGGAGAAGGACAUCAUGCAUGGUAAAGUGGAGGGGCAGUGAAAAAGAGGAAGACCCUCAAUGAGAUGGAUUGACACAGUGGCUGCAACCGUGGGCCCAAGGAUAACAACAAUCAUGAGGAUGGUGCAGGAGUGGGCAGUGUUUCAUUCUGUUGUACAUAGGGUCACGUUGAGUUGGAACCAACGUGACGGCACCUAAUAACAACAGAAACCAUUUGCUACAGAGUUGAUUCCAACUCAUGGUGACUCUGUGUGUCAGAGUAGAAUUGUGCUCCAUAAGGUUUUCAGUGGGUGAUUUUUUGGAAGUAAACCACCACGGUUUUUUUCCUAGCUGCCUCUGGGUGAGCUUGAACCUCCAAUGGGUAAAUUAACCAUUUGUAUCACCCAGGGACUCCUUAGUAAACAUAGAUCUCCGUAAAGGGGCUGGAUGGUAUGUCCUGUGAGAAAAAUACCAUUUUAGCAAUCCAAAUGUGUAUGUGUUUCUCGUGAUAAUGUACUAGGAAGGAUUUUUGGCCACUGUGUCUCAAGUUACUCAGGUUUUUGAGAACCAACAUGAAAAGGGAAGACCAGAUGAAGAGCUGUAGGGACAGUUAAGGGGAAACAAGCAUCCAGCUUCUCCUGUUGAUGGAAAAGACUUUUUUCUACAACUGUGACUCUCUGUAUUUUUUGCUUACCAUUAUAAAACAAAAAGUAAAAGAGUUAAAGGAAAAAGUAGUAUUAAAGCACUUAAUUAGAAGAAAAAGUAUUUUUAAAAAAUUAUUUCAGUGUAAAUAAAACAUCUAAACCUAAAAAAAAAAAGUAUUUUAAAAACUCAAAGCAGAAUUAAACGUAGAUAAAACCUCAACCCAGAAAUUCAAAGAGCUAGGAGUAGACAGAAUUAAAAAUUUUUUCCUUAAUUUUGAUAUUUAUCUAAGGUUGAAUAAAAUCUUCCGUGUGCACAGUCUGUACCUCAGGAUGAUUCAAAUGGCUCCUUUGAGUCUUCAGGGUAAGACUGCAGGGUAAGAUUGCAAAGCCAGAAAUUAAAAGAGAAGUCCUAAUUACUUUGUUGCUAAACAGCAAGAGGUUAUUUUCCUUGAUACUUUGUAACUUUGUUUCCUAUGAUCUCUCCUCUUUAUAUUUUGUUUUCCAUCAUAAGUGUCUCUGACACCAUGACAUUUAAAGAGUUCCUUAUUUUGGCUAUUUGUAAAUUUUCUCAGUACAGAUUCUGAUGAGUGCUAAACACCAGGUGACUAAAACUAGUAUUCUGAAUGAACCAAUAAAUUGACAAAUCUUGUUUCAGGCACUUAGUCUGCUGUGCAAUGAAGUGGUUUCCUACUAAUUUUAGGUUUUAGCAUUUAUAAGAUUGUAUUUAAAAACCUUUAUUAGUCAAAGGUCAGGAUUUUUCAGGAAGAGGCAUUUCACAGUCCAGUGCAGUAUUAUUUCUUCUUUGUAUUAAGACAAAACUUACUCAGUUGAAUUUCAGGUUUUAAAUACACACUGUAAAAUUGUCAUUCAGUUACUUUGUCUCAGGCUAGCAAAUUAUGAGGAGAAAAUUAAUCCUGAAGUAGUUUAAACCAAAUCAUGUUUUAAAUUUAGUAUUGUACAAAUUACAAGUUGUGUUCUAUAUCUUUUUCUAGCCACUGCCCCCCCUUGCCCUGACAGUUUAGUUGUUCAGUUAAGGUUUGUCCCAUUUAGUUAUUCAACUUUGCUAAACAUUUUUGAAAUGGCUACCUUUCGGCCAAGGGUAAAAAGACAUUGAGUCUCUCAUUGUCUCAAAAGUAAAGUUUUCUAACAACUCUCUUAGGUAAUGACUUUUUAUUGCCCCACUCAACUUUAAGGGUCACACAGAAGUUAUGUUGUGGGUCUCUGUUCUUUGCUUUAGAGCAGACCCAAUUCCAGGGUCUAAUGCCCAUCUACAUAGGAACAUUUAAUACCCUGCUGUGUGGGGCCAGUACUCUUGUAUGUGGUCAUAUAGAAUUUGAAAAAAUUUCCUUCAUGUCUCUUUACCAUUAUAUUUCCGUGAUAAUAUAUUAUUCACAUGGAGGGGGCAGUGUGUGUAGUACUUAAUGAUGUGGGCCUGGGUUCAGAUCCUAGCUCUAGUGCCCAGUAGGUGUGUGGCAGCCUGGGUAAGUUAACCAUCCUCUCUGUUGGUAACAGAGCCUGCAGCGUAUGGUUAUGAGGAUUAAAUAAAUUAAUACAGGUAAUGUGCUUAGAAUGAUGCCUCGUAUAAGCUAAAUAAGUUGCUAUUAUUAUUAUUGGAAUAUAGUUUCUAAGUAUUCUUUUUUCAGAAAGAGAUUAAAGAAAAAUUUUAUUCCAUUAUUGUUGUUAGUUGCCGUUGAGCUGGCUUCGCUCAUGAUGAUCGUAUGUAUAACUGAACCUUUCGUUGGCCAGUACUGUGCCAUCUGCGUGAUGGUUGGUAUAUUUGAAUCCCUUGUUGUGGUUAUUGUGUCAGUCCAUCUCAUUGAGGAUUCCCUCAUUUUCACUGACCCUCUUACUUUACCAAACAGGAUGUCUUUUAUUUGUGAAUGGUCUUCCCUGAUGAUGUGUCCAAAGUAAGCAAGCAAAAGUCUCGCUAUCCUCGCUUCUGAGGAGCAAUAUUGUAUUUCUUCCAAGAUGAUUUGUUCAUUCUUCUGACGGUCUACAGUAUAUUCAGUAUUCUUCACCAAUAUCACAAUGCAAAUGCAUCAAUUCUUCUGUUUUCCUUUUUCAUUAGUGCUAAAGAAAAAGUGGAAAACAUCACAUCUUAAAUAAGACAGGAUAAGUAUCAAGUAUUGGUCUUUUUGUUAUUCUGUGUUUGUGUGGCCAUUUUCUUUUGGGUGUUUUCUUGAUUUAUCUGAUUGUAGGGCGAAUAACAGUGCCAAAGUUUCUUUGGGUCUGAAAACAAGAAUUCAUGCCUAUGCAAGAAAAAGAAAUGCCUCCAGCCAUCUCUUCUUUACUGAUGAUUGUAUUGGCCAGGGUAUCUGGUUUUACGAGGUUCAGUUUUUUUAUUCUGGGGAUGAAGAUGAAGGGAAAAAACCUUAGAUAGUUGACUCCAGGCUGCCCAUCUUGGAAAAAUUACUUCCUGUUGUCUCUGAUUUGCAAUUCAGUUAAUCUAGAGGUAGUUACGUGGUAGUGGGAGAAACUACAAGAUUUGUAGUGAGGAAUCAUAUAUUUAAAUAUCAGUUUUACAUUUUAACAGUUGUAUUUCUUUAUAUUCUUUAUCCUCAUUUCCUCUUUGUCUAGCAGGGUUAUUAUGAGGUUUAUAUCAAAUAAUGUUCUACAUUAUGCUGGUGCUUUUAAAAGGAGCCCUAAUGAUGCAGUGGCUAAGCACUUGGCUGCCAGGCGGAAGGUCAGCAGUUCGAACCCACUAGCCUCUCUUCGGAAGCAGAGACAAAGACCUGCUCCUGUAAAGAUUACAGCCUAGAAAACUUUAUGGGGCAAUUCUGCUCUGUCACAUGGGGUCGCUGUAAGUUGGAAUUGACACGAUGGCACACAACAACAGUGCUUUUAAACAUUAUUUGAAUGUAUGUCUCUAACUUACUGUGCUGUUUUGAGAAAAAGUUGAAUCUUUUUAUGAAGAAAAGAAAGUUUUUCAGGAUAAGUCAGUUAUUUUGGGGUGUUUAAAAUAUUUUUAAUAGAAAUUUUUUAAAUUGAAAACUUAAAAAUUUUCAGGUGAUAAAUUAUACAGGUUUAUUAUAAAAUGUUAGAUGAUUAUAAGAAAUAUAAAGCAUAUACAGCAAAAAAUUAAAAUAAUAUGUAGUAGAGGUAACCACUGUUAACAUUUCUUUUUAUAUAUAUAGAGUUUAUAUAUAUUUUUUUCUAAAAUAGGCUUAUACUGUAAAUUUUAUAACCUGCUUUUUUCUGUUAGUAUAUUUUGAAUGUCAGCCAAUUAAUCAAUGGAGCAUAACUUAGCUUUAUUGUUUAUUAUAAAAGAGUACAUGCUUAUUUUUAAAACUUAAUAUAAAAAACAUAAUGAAGCAAAAAUCACAAAAAAUCCCAUCUCUCAUAGAUAUAACCAUUAUUAUGUUUCUGUGCAUAUAUAUAUACAGAUGUACCAUAAUUGCCAUUAUUUAUUUAACCACUCUAUUAACGACAUUUAGUAUGUUUCCAAUUUUGCUAUUAUAGACAAUGCUGUAGGUAUUUAUAUCUUUGCAUACUUAGUUUUUUUUAAUAUAGAUUUAUGGAAGCGUAAUUACUGGGAUAGAGCAUAUGCACGUUUUAAAGAAUUUUGAUACCUGUUGCCUGAUUGUCUCCAAAAAGUUUGUACCAAUUUAUAUCCACUAGCAGUAACCAUUUCCCUGUACCUUUGCCAAUAGAGUUUAAUACUUUUUGAAAAUUAUUACAAUUUCAUAUGCUCUGUUAUAUUGUUGUUUUAAUUAGCCAUUAAAAUGUAAUAUGUAUUUUGUUGUUGUUGAGGAUGUACACGGCAAAACAUAUACUGAUUGAACAGUUUCUACAUGUACAAUUCAAUGAUAUUGAUUACAUUCUUAGAGUUGUGUAACCAUUCUCACCCCCCUAUUCUGAGCUGUUUCUCCCCCAUUAACAUAAAUUCACUCCCCCCUUAGGUUACUAUCUAAUCCUUCGAGUAGCUGUUGUCAAUUUGAUCCCAUGUACACUAUAUUUAGAUAGUUCUUAAAAAAGCAUAAUGCUCAAGGCAGAUAUUUUUUAUUAGUUAAGCUAAACUAUUGUUUGGUUUUAAGAAGACUUCAGGGGAUGUUUUUGGUUUAAGGUUUAAAGAUUAUCUCAGGGCAGUGAUUUCAAGGGUUCAUCCAACCUUCAUGGCCCCAGGGAAGUCUGGAGUCCAUGAGAAUUUGAAAUUACGUUUUGUAUUUUCCCCCUUUUGAUGAGGAUUCUUCUAUGGAAUCUUUGAUCAGAAUGUUCAGUAAUGGUAGCCAGGAACCAUCCAGUUCUUCUUGGUCACAUGGCAAAGGAGGCAAUUGUUCAUGGAGACAAUUAGCCACAUAUUCCAUAUUCUCCUCCAGUUCCUGACUCUUAUUCUUCUGCUCUGCUCCAGGCAAAUAGAGACCAAUUAGUGCCUUCGACGGCUGCUUGAAAGUUUUUAAGACCCCAGGCACUACAUAUUGAAGUAGGAGAUAGAACAGAAACACUAAACAUGUUAUUAGGUCAAUUAACUGGGAGAUCCCAGGCAACUAUGACCUUAAACCCCAAACCAGGAAACCAAAUCUUAUGAGGUGUUUGGUUAUACAUAAGCAUCCUCAGCAGCUACUCUGUUGUUGUUGUAAAUGUAUCUCUCACGCAACUUUUGCCAAUUCAGCUUUUUACAGGUGUACAUCUUAUUGACAGCAAUUACAGUAAUUGGCUGUGCAACUCUACCCUUUCAUCAACAUGGUAUUUGCAUCACCAUUAACCACUCCUUCCUCCCUCCUGCCCCUGGUAACUACUAAUAAACUUUGUUCUCUAUACAUUUGCCUUCUCUUGUCGUUUUUAUGUAAGUGAGGUCAUGCGAUAUUUGUCCUUUUGUGAUUGACUUAUUUCACUUAGCAUAGCGUCUUCCAGCACCAUUCAUGUUGUAGCAUGUGUCAAGAUUUCAUUUUUUCCUACUGGCUGAGUAGUAUUCCAUUGCAUGUGUAUACCACAUUUUGUUUAUCUUUUCACCUGUUCAUAAGCAUUUAGGUUGUUUCUACCUUUUGGCUAUUGUGAAUAGUGCUGAAAUGAACAUUGGUGUACAGGUCUCUGCUUUCAGGUCCUUUGGGUAUACACCUAAAAGUGGAAUUGCUGGUCAUGUGGUAGUUCUAUUUUUAGUUUUUUGAGGAACCGCCACUCUGUUUUCUGCAGUGGCUGUACCAUUUCGCAUUCCCACCAGCCACGGGUAACAUUUCCAAUUUCUCUACAUUCUUGCCAACAGUUUUAUUUAUUUAUUUAUUUAAUAUCUUAACCAUCCUAAUGGAAGGAAAUGGUAUUUCAUUGUGGUUUUGAUUUGCAUCUCUCUGAUGGCUAAUGACGUUAAGCAUCUUUUCAUGUGUUUGAUGGCCUUUUGAAUGUUCUUUUUAGUGAAAUGCCUGCUCAAGUCUGUUGCUUAUUUUAUGAUUGGGUUGUCUUUUUGUUGUUGUUAAAGUUUUACAUAUGUUUUGAGUAUUAGAUUCUUGUCUGAUAUAUGGUUUCUGAAGAUAUUCUCCCAGUCAAUAGCUUGUCUUUUCACUUUUUUGGUAAAGUCUUUUGAUGAGCAAAAGUUUUUACUUCUUAUGAGGUCCCAUUUAUUUAUUUUGUCUUUUGCUCUUUGUACUUUUGUUAUUAUAUUAGAUAAUUCAUUGUUAAAAGCUAGGCCUGAUAGCGUAAAAAUUCUAAGAACUUUAUGGUUUUAGUUUGCACGUUUAAGUCCUUAAUCCAUUUUGAAUUUGUUUUUGUGUAUGGUGUGAGGCAUGGGUCCUAUCUCAUUUUUCUGCAUGUGAAAAUACAAUUUUUCCAGCAUCAUUUAUUGAAGAGACUCUUCUUUCUCCAUCAAAUGGGCUUUGCACCCUUGUCAAAAAUCAGUUGACCGUAGAUGUGUGGGUUUAUUUCUAAACUCUCAAUUCUAUUCCAUUGGUCUGUGUGUCUAUUGUUAUACUGGUACAGGUUGUUUUGAUUACUGUAGCUGUAUAGUAUGUUUUAAAAUGAAGAAGUGUGAGUCCUCUUACUUUGUUCAUCAUUUUCAACAUUGUUUUAGCUACUGGGGGCGUCUUGCCAUUCCAUGUAAAGUUGAGGAUUGGUUUUUCUCUUUCUGUAAAAAAAGCUGUUGGAAUUUUGAUCACAGUUGUAUUGAAUGGAAUAUUUUUACUGUAUAUAGUACGAUUGGUAUUUUUUUAUUGGCAUUAAGUGAGAGCUUACAGAGCAAAUUAAUUUCUCAUUUGAUAGUUUGUGCAUAAAGUGUUCUGUGACAUUGGCUUUAUUCCCCACCACGUAUCAGCACUCUCCCCAUUUCCAUCCUAGGUUUCCCGUUCCCUGUUGUCCUGAUUUUCUACCCCUUCCUUAUAUUUCUUUCUGAAUUGUCUAUUCAUAUCCCUUGCUAAGUUUUCUAUUGGAGUAUGCAUUUUCUAAUUGAUUUAAGAGUUGCACAUAUAUUGAGAGUAUUUAUCCUUUGUCAUAUGUUGCAAAUAAACACUUUCCUGGUUUGUGAGUUUUUUUUUUUUUUUUUAAUUCAGCCAAGUGGCUGUUUCAGAAUCUCUUACUGGUGUAUUAGUCUAUUCAUAUACGUAUAUUUUUUGUGUGUGUUAUUGAUUGAUGACGAGGAAUCUUUCCCAACAGGGAGGGAAAGCCGUUCCCUGGAGUUGACGCCCUGAAUUUGGACUUGUAACCUACAAGACUGUGAGAGAAUAAAUUUCUCUUCCUUAAAGCCAUCCACUUGUGGUAUUUUUCUUAUAGCAGCACUAGAUGACUAAGACAACUACCCGAAGAGAUCUCCUGAUACAGUGCAAUCCCAAUCCAAAUUCCAACAGUAUUCUUUAAAGAGAUGGAAAAACUAAUCACCAACUUUACAUGGAAAGGGCAGAGGCCCCGGAUAAGUAAAGCAUUACUGAAGAAGAAGAACAAAGUAGGAGGCCUCACACUCCCCGAUUUCAGAACCUACUAUAUAGCCGUGGUAGUCAAAACAUCCUGAUACUGGUACAACAGUAGACACAUAGAUCAAUGGAACAGAAUUGAGAAUCCAGAAAUAAAUCCAUCCACCUAUGGACACUUAAUCUUUGACAAAGGGUAGAAGUCCAUUAAAUGGGAAGAGAUAGUCUCUUCAACAAGUGGUACAGAAAAAUGAGACAGGGUCCAUACCUCAUACCAUAUACAAAAACUGACUCAAAAUGGAUCACAGACCUAAGUGUAAAACCUAAAACCAUAAAGAUCAUAGAAGAAAAAAUAGGGGCAAACUUAGGAGCCCUAGUUUAUGUCAUAAAUAGACUAUCAAACAUAACUAAAAAAGCACAAACAGCAGAAGAUAAACUAGACAAUUGGGAACUCCUGAAAAUCAAAUACUUAUGCUCAACAAAAGACUUUUCCAAGAGAAUAAAAAGAGAACCCAGAGACUGGUAAAAAUUUUUUGGCUAUGACAUAUCUGACAGGGGUCUAAUCUCUAAAAUUUAUAGAAAACUUUUAACAACUCAACAACAAAAAGACAACCCAAUUAAAAAGGAGCAAAGGACGCAAACAGACACUUCCUUAAAGAAGACAUCCAGGCACUCAACAAAUACAUAAAGAGAUGGCGAUCAUUAGGCAUUAAACCCACUACCGUCUUGUUGAUUCCGACUCAUAGCGACCCUAUAGGAUUGAGUAGAACUGCCCCAUAGGGUUUCUAAGGAGCAGCUAGUAGAUUUGAACUGCUGACCUUUUGGUUAGCAGCUGUGCUCUUAACCUCUGUGACACCAGGACUCCCAUUAGCCAUUAGUGGGAUACAAAUCAAAAGUACAAUGAGAUGCCUUCUUAUACGAGCAAUAAUGGCAGUGAUUAAAAAAAAUAAUAACAAAUGCUGGAGAGGCUAUGGGGAGAUUGGAACUUUCACACACUGCUGGUGGGAAUGUAAAAUGGUACAACCACUAUGGAAAAUGAUAUGAUGCUACCUCAAAAAUCUAGAAAUAGAAGUACCAUAUGAUUCAGCAAUACCACUUCUAGGUAUAUAUCCUAGAAAAAAAAGAGCCGUGAAGUAAAUAGACAUAUGUAUGUCCAUGUUCACUGUAGCAUUAUCUACAAUAGCAAAAAGUUGGAAACAGCCUAAGUGUUCAUCAACAGAUGACUGGAUAAACAAACUGUGGUACAUACAUGCAAUGGAAUAAUACUAUGCAACAUUAAAGGAUAACGACGAAUCCAUGAAACAUCUCACAACUUGGAUGAACCUGGAGGACAUUAGGCUGAGCGAAGUAAGUCAUUCACAAAAGGACAAAUAUUAUAUGAAACCACUAUUACAAAAAGUCAAGAAAAGGUUUUCACACAAACAUUCUUUGAUGGUUGCUGGGGAUGGGAGAGAGAAGAAUGGAAAACCACUAACUAGAUAGUAGACACGUACUAACUUUGCCUAAGGGAGAGAUAAUACACAAUAUAGGUGAGGUCAGUACAACAUAAUCCAGGUGAAGGAAGACACUGAAAGGUAUGAAAGAGUAAAAGGAAACAACAGUAAGUACAAUCCUGCAACAACAGUAAUAGCAAGCAAUGGAUACAUAGGUAGAUAUGUAAGCUAAACGGGUGAGAAGGUGUAUGGGAGUACACCCACAUACAUAUAUACGUGUACAUGAUGCAAAUAUAACCAUGUAUGCAGUAGUGCACACAGGCGACACAGUCAUGAAAACUUCUAAACCAUAACCAUACACCUCCUAGGACUAAGAUACUGGGCUUGAGGGCUAGGGACCAUAAUCUCAGGGAAUAUCUAAGUCAAUUGGCAUAUUAUAACCCAUAUAGACAAAUGUUCUACAUCCUACCUUGGGUGAGUAGUGAGUGGGGUCUCAAAAGCUUGUGAGCACCUAUCUAAGAUACAACAAUUGGUUGUCUUCCUGUCCAGAGCAAAGAAGAGUGAAGAAAACCAAAGUCGUAAGGAAACAGUCCAGAGGACUAAUGGACUAUGUGAACCAAAGCCUCAACUAGCCUGAGACCAGAAGAAAACUAGAUAGUGCCUGGUUACUGCUACUGCCACUCUGACCAGGACCACAAUAGUAGGUCAUGGACAGAGUGGGAGAGAAAUGUAGAACAAAAUUCAUAUUCAUAAAUAAGACCAGACUUGCUGGUCUGAUAGAGACUGGUAGAACCCCCGAGACUGGGCCACUUAGAAACCCUUCAAACGUGGAACUGAAGUCACUCCUGGAGAUGACGUUAUAGCCAUAUAAUACAAUAAAACCCAAACCAAACCCGUUGCUGUUGAGUCGAUUCUGACUCAUAGUGACCCUAUUGAACAGAGUAGAACUGGCCUGUAGAGUUUCCAAGGAGCACCUGGCGAAUUCGAACUGCUGACCCUUUGGUUAACGCUGUAGCACUUAACCACCACGCCACCAGGUUUUCCAUACAAUACACAGGCCUAUAAAAUGAGCAGUAACACCAGUGAGAAAUGUACGCUUUGGAACAAUCAACUAUACCAGAUCUAAAGGGCAGCAUUUGCCCAAAACCCAAGUUCAGAAGGAAGGGUGGAGCAGGAAAACUAGGCAUAUGGACACAGGGAACCCGGAGAGGACAGGGGGAGAGUACUCAUAUAUUCAGGGGUUUGCAACCAAUGUCACAAAACAAGCUGUGUAUAAAUUGUUGAUUGGGAACUUAAUUUGCUCUGUAAGCUUUCACCUGCAAAAAGUUAUUAUUUGUACCUAUAAGAUUGUACUUAUUUUGGACUCCAAAGAUCACAGAUCUUGAAUAGUAUGCCUGUGCUUGCAGUGCGAUGGAUCACUUUUGAGUGGCCUUUCUCACUGUGGUCUUGUAACUCCCACCUAAGUAAUUGAGUGGGACUGUGCAGAUAGGGUAAUCAUGGCCUACCAAGGGAAUUGGUCAGUUUUGCCAUCCUGCUAGGCUUAAAAAUGAAGAGAGAGCCAAUUCCAGAGCAGAGAGAGAUUCCCACCACCCUCCAGGAAAGAAGAGCCAGUGUGUCUUUUGAAACCAGGAUCGCUGUACAGAGAAGCUCCUGGAAAAGGGCAACCAAGAGGCAGAGAGCUAUAACACAGAAGAGACGAAAAGCAGUGGCAGAGAAACAACGGCAGGAGAGACCAGCAGGAGAUGGUACAGUGGGCUUCCUGGCCCACAGAGUGAGAAAGCUGAGUGUUGUUGGGCAGGAUUCUUGCUGGAGUAAUAGAGUCCCUCCGGGCACUUGGUGAAGCUAGGUUUGCCCACCCACAGAACUAGAGCUUAGUGCCUUUUGGACGAGGCUUACUGGAGGAGUAGGGUGCCAAUAGGAAAGAAAGAAAAAAACAAAAUGGAUGUCAGAAGAGACUCCGAAAGUUGCUCUUGAAGGUAGAGUAGCUAAAGCAAAAGGAAGAAAUGAUGAAGUAAAAGAGCUGAACAGAAGAUUUCAAAGGGCAGCUUGAGAAAACAAAGUAUUAUAAUAACAUGUGCAAAGACCUGGAGAUAGAAAACCAACAGGGAAGAACAUACUAGGCAUUUCUUAAGCUGAAAGAACUGAAGAAAAAAUUCAAGCCUCGAGUUACAGUACUGAAGGAUUCUACGGGGAAAAUAUGAAACGACUCAGGAAGCAUCAAAAGAAGUUGGAAAGAAUACACGGAGUCACUAUACCAAAAAGAAUUGGUUGAUGUUCAGCCAUUUCAGGAGGUACCAUAUGAGCAGGAACCAAUGGUACUGAAGGAAGGGUUCUAAGCUGCACUGAAAGCCUUGGUGAAAAACAAGGCUUCAAGAAUUGACGGAAUACCAAUUGAGAUGUUUCAACAAACGAAUGCAGCACGGGAAGUGCUCACUCGUCUAAGCCGGGAAAUUUGGAAGACAGCUCCCUGGCCAACUGAGUGGAAGAGAUCCAUAUUUGUGUCCAUUCCAAAGAAAGGUGAUCCCACCAAAUGCGGAAAUUAUCAAACAGUAUUAUUAAUAUCACACACAAGUAAAAUUUUGUUGAAGAUCAUUCAAAAGCAGUUGCAGCAGGGCAUUGACAGGGAACUGCCAGAAAUUCAAGCCAGGUUGAGAAGAGGACAUGAAACAAGGGAUAUCUUUGCUGACGUCAGAUGGAUCCUGGCUGAAAGCAGAGAAUACCAGAAAGAUGUUUACUUGUGUUUUAUUGACUAUGCAAAGGCAUUUGACUGUGCGGAUCAUAACAUAUUAUGGAUAACAUAGUGAAAAACAGGAAUUUCAGAGCACUUCAUUGUGCUCAUGAGGAGCCUGUACUUAGACCAAGAGGCAGUCAUUCGAACAGAACGAGGGAAUACUGUGUGGUUUAAAAUCAGGAAAGGUGUGCACCAAGGUUGUCUCUUUUCACCAUACGUAUUCAGCCUGUAAGUUGUUGUUAGGUGCCCACGAGCCUGUUCUAAUUCAUAGCGACUGUAUGUACAACAGAACGAAACACUGCCUGGUCCUGGGCCAUGCCCACUGUCACUGUUAUGCUUGAGCCCAUUGUUGCAGCCAUCUCCUUGAAGGUCUUCCUCUUUUUCGCUGACCUGUACUUUACCAAGCGUGAUCUCCUUCUCCAGGGACUGAUAUCUUCUGACAUGUCCGAAGUACGUAAGACGUAGUCUCGCCAUCCUUGCAGCACAAAUUUGUUUGUUCUUUUGCUAAUCCAUGGUAUAGUCAAUACUCUUCGCCAACAGCACAGUUCAGAGGCGUCAGUUCUUCUGUCUUCCUUAUUUAUUGUCCAGCUUUCACAUCCAUAUGAUGCAGUUGAAAAUACCAUGGCUUGGGUCAGGCACACCUUAGUCUUCAAGGUGAUAUCUUUGCUUUUCAACACUUUAAAGAGGUCUUUUGCAGCAGAUUUGCCCAAUACAAUGCGUUGUUUAACUUCUUGACUACUGCUUCCAUGAGUGUUGACUGUGGACCCAAGUGAAAUGAAAUCCUUGACAACUUCAGUUAUUUUCUCAGUUCACCAUGAUGUUGCUUAUUGGUCCAGUUGUGAGGAUUUUUGUUUUCUUUAUGUUGAGGUGUAAUCCGUACUGAAUGCUGUGGUCUUUGAUCUUCAUCUGUUAAGUGGUUCAAGUCCUCUUCAACCUAUACGUGGAGCAGAUAAUCCAAAAAGCUGGACUAUAUGAAGGAGAAUGGUGCAACAGGAUUGGAGAAAACUCAUUAACAACCUGGGAUAGGCAGAUGACACAACCUUGCUUGCUGGAAGUGAAGAGGACUUGAAGCACUGAUGAUGAUCAAAGACCACAGCCUUCAGUAUGGAUUACACCUCAACAUAAAGAAAACAAAAGUCCUCACAACUGGACCAGUCAGCAACAUCAUGAUAAAUGGAGAAAAUAUUGAAGUUGUCAAGGAUUUCAUUUUACUUGAAUCCACAGUCAACACUCAUGGAAGCAGCAAUCAAGAAAUCAAACAAUGCAUUGCAUUUGGGCAAAUUUGCUGCAAAAGACUUCUUUAAAGUGUUAAAAUCAAAGAUGUCACUUUAAGGACUAAGGUGCGCCUGAUCCAAGCCAUGAUGUUUUCAACCACCUCAUAUGCAUGUGAAAACUGGCAGUGAAUAAGGAAGACCAGAAAAGAAUUGAGGCCUUUGAACUGUGGCAUUGGCAAAAAAUAUUGAAUAUACCAUGGACUGCCAGUAGAAUGAGCAAAGCUGUCUUGGAAGAAAUGUAGCCAGAAUUCUUAUUAGAAGCGAAGAUGUUGAAACUUUGUCUCAUAUACUUGGGACAUGUUGUCAGGAGGACCCAGUCCAUGGAGAAAGACAUCAUGCUUGGUAGAGUAGAGGGCCCACAAUAAAGAGGAAGACCCUCAAGGAGAUGGAUUGAUACAGUAGCUUCAACAGCGGGCUCAAGCAUAAUGAUUUGUGAGGAUGUCACAGGACUGGGCAGUGUUCCGUUCUGUCUUACACUGGGUUGCUAUGAGUUGGAGUCGACUUGAUGGCACCUAAUAACGACAGCAACAACAGGGUGCCUCGGGGCACUUAUCAGCAGAGCUAAAAGCUUCCUAACACUUGCAGGGCAGAAGCCGAAGGCCAGAGAGGCAUGCCUGUGUGCACAGCUGAGAAGAGGCUGUCCUGAUGAAAGAACUGUAUUCCGAGCCUGAAUUGUAACUUGUUACUUCCCUAAUAACCCCCAUAAUCGUGAGUAUUGUCUGUGAAAUCUGUGUGGCCAUUGUAAUGAAUUAUCAAACCCAGCAGAGAAGUAGAGAGUGCUGUGGGAAGGAGGAUUGUUGUCAGAAUUGGUAAAGAUGGCUGAGAGAGGAGGCUUGUCUGACUUCUGCCUGAUAGGAAUCAGCCUUGGGCUGUUGACCUUGAUUCUCCUUCCUCCCUUGUGAAGUUAGAGGAGGGUAAGACACUGCGACCACGCCAUUUUUACAGUGCUUCUUAGAAUUUAGAUUAAAAUGAAGUUGUUUUGUUCCUGCGUAAUGUUACUAAAAGAUUUAAAGAGCAUUAAUAUUUAUGAAAUCGUCAGUUUUAUCUUUUAAUCGCUCUCCUCAAUUCAUCCUUCUUAAAAAGAUACUUCUAGUUAAAAGAUAAACAUUUUUAUUAAUAAUAAAAUAUAUUGAUAACUUUGUUUUAUAUAGAACUAAGGGAUUUAAGUGUUAUACUCUUUAAAUACAAGUAAUGUGUUUGAUCAGGAUAUUAUAUAAUCUGAAAGUCUUCAGCUAUUGAAAUGUUAAAAUUUAAUGUAACUUAAAAGUUUUUAAAUUCUGUGUUUCUGUCUUUUCUAAGGAGUAUAUCAUUGAUCUAAAUAAAUUUUUUCCAGCUAUGAAGAAUUUCAUAAUUUGUGAUAGAUUACUUAUUUGUCAGCCUCAGUAUUAAAAAAAAAAAAAAAAAAAAUUGGCGCUUGCUAUUUCUGAGAUAUACUCAUGUACUUGUGUUAAAUUUGUAUGCUAUGUCCCCUAAAUAAUACACUGUCAUAAUUUCACUGUAACGUGAUGGAUUGAUGUAAAUUCUAAAGCUGAAGUAAUUGUGGUAAUUUUUUUAAGUAUACUGUCCAAUUGUUGAUUUCUUUUAAAUGUUCUUUUAGGUUAGCCUCUGAAAAAUUUGAGUGGGAUAAUUUGCUUUUGAAGUAUAUAGUACAGUUUAUGCUUGGCAGUUUGAAGUUGGGCAGAAAGGCAUGGAUGAAAGAAUGGAUUCAUAUGUAUUUCUAAUCUACAGAAUCUAGGAAGGUAAUCCUUUUUAAAAUUCAAAGUUAAUGGCAAUUUUCUGUGAGGAAUCAUGAAAAUGCCAGAUUUAAGCAUACAAAAGGACAUGUACUGUGUGAGAGCACUAUUAUUUAAGUACAUGUACAUAUAAAACCACCAAACCCACUGCCGUUGAGUCGAUAUAUGUGUAUGUAUAUACAUGUAUAUCUGUGUAUGUGUGUGUGUAUAUAUGUGUAAAAACCAAAAGCAAACCCUUUGUCAUCAAGUUGAUUCCAACUCAGAGCAACCCUUACAGGACAGGGUAGAACUGCCCCCAUAGGGUUUCCAAGGAGCAUCUGGUGGGUUUGAACUGCCAGCGUUUUGGUAACAGCUGAGCUCUUAACCACUGUGAACCAGGGCUCCAUAUAUGUAUAUAUGUGUGUAUUUAUUUGGUUAUAUUGGUGCCCAAAAUGAAUAAACUAGUUUUAGGCUUCCAGUGUACUUUGAAUAUUUUACAUAAUACUCUUACAAAAAAUGAAUAAAUGAAUUAACAAAUCUUAGUCAGAAUUUUAAUUUUUGAUUGGUAAACUUUUUAAAAUGUGACUUUUGCUAAGUUACUAUAUCUGUCUUUCCAGAAGAUGUUAUAGUGGAAUAUCUAAGAAGGAAACUGAAGUGACAUUUGCUAUAUGAAUAAUUUUAAUUCACUUUCGGUAUUGCAGCAAAGUUACAUUUUUAUUUUUAACAAAGUAGUUUUGAGAAUACAGGUAAAAGGGAUGUGAUUCUGAAACUGGUUAGUGUACAAAGUGGUGUGGGGGAAAAAGAAGCAAGUGAAAUUGAAGGAGGAAAAUGAUAAAUUGGAAGGAAAGAUGCCAUUUUGUGUGUGUGUGUGUGUGUCUGUGUGUAGGGUACAAGAGCCUAAGCUAAUCAGAAUUUUUAAAUAUAAAUAUUUGUGUUUUAACCCGUUUUCAUGUUAGAACCAUUUUUUCCCUAGAUGCAGUUUUUAGCUGUAGCUGUAAAUUUACCUGUCUUUCUGGUUAUUCAUUAACCUGUUAGCAUUUGGCGGCUUUAAUAUGUUUAGGAAAAUCUGUUUACUUGUUAGUUGAAAUUGCUAAGAGCUGGAAUUGGAACUAAAAAAAAAAUAACUUGUCCAGAGGCACAUAGUAGCAAGCAGCGGAGCUGGGAUUCAAAUUGAGACAGUUUGCUAUCAGAAUCUGCCCUUCUCUCCCCUCUUGUGACUUUGAUAAAUUUAUCUCUCUCAGUUGUUUUGUGAGGUUUGCUGAGAUAAUGUAUAUUUAAAGCAUCUAGCACUGUAGUUGGUACCUGUUGCUGUUGUUAGGUGCUGUUGAGUCAAUUCUGACUCAUAGUGACCCCACGUACAACAGAAUGAAACACUGCACCAUCCUUGAUGUGCAUUUUUUGAAAGUAAUAUUUUAUUAUGUUUUCGGUGAAGGUUUACGUAGCAGUUUAGGUUCCCAUUCAACUGUUUGUACACAAGUUGUUCAGUGACAUUGAUUACAUUCUUCACGAUGGGUGAACAUGCUCAUUACUUCCAUUCCGGUUGUUCUGUUUCAAUUAAUCUAGUUUCCCUGCCCCUUUACAUUCUCAUCUUUGUUUUAGAGUAAUUGUUGAUUGGUCUCAUAUAGGUAAUUUUUUAAAGGAGCACAGUAAUCAUAGGUAAUAUUUUUUGAGCCAUUUUAUUAUUUAGCAACAAGGUUACCUCAGGGGUUAGUUUCAGUUCAAGGUUUGAAGAGUAUCUCAGGUCAGUCAUCUCAGGAAGUCUUUCAGUCUCAACCAGCCCAGUGGGUAGGAUUGUUUGUUUUUUUAAGGAGUUUGAGGUUCUUUUCCACAUUUUUCUCCCAUUCUAUCAGGAUCCAUCUGUUGUGGCCCUGAUUAGAACGGUUGGUAGCCAGGCACCAUCUAGUUCGUCUGGUCCCAGUGCAGGUGAGGACUACAUGUAGUUCAUGUAGACUGUCAUUUAGACUGGUUUCUUCUUUGGGAAAAUGUGUAUUUUGAAGUGAAAUUAGAGUCAUCUUGAAAUGGGCAUGAGAUAUUCACCUGAUUGCCUCUGGAAUAAAAGAAAUUAUUUCCAUGGGAUAUUUCAAUAACACCUCCUCAUCGUAUACCCCUUUGAGGACAGUAAUUAUGACUUUCAUUUUUGUUAGUAGCUCCGGUUAAUAUCUCCAUGGUUCAGUGGUUCCUGGUAGCCCGUCAGCGAAUAUAGAAUGGACUCGACAGCAGUGGGCAGUGGAAUCCGUCUAUGAUCUUCUCCCAAAGGAGUUACAGUUACCUCCACCUAGAGAAACAUCUGUAGCAUCAAUGAGUCAGACAAGUGGCGGUGAGGCAGGCUCGCCUCCUCCAGCUGUAGUUGCUGCUGAUGCUUCUUCAGCUCCCUCCUCUUCCUCCAUGGGCGGUGCUUGCAGCUCCUUUACCACCUCUUCCAGCCCUACCAUUUAUUCUACCUCAGUCACCGACAGCAAGGCUAUGCAAGUAGAGAGCUGCUCCUCAGCUGUGGGGGUAAGUAACAGAGGGGUAAGUGAAAAGCAGUUAACCAGUAACACAGUCCAGCAGCAUCCUUCAACACCGAAGAGGCACACAGUCUUGUACAUCUCACCACCACCCGAGGACUUGUUGGAUAACAGUCGGAUGUCCUGCCAGGAUGAGGGGUGUGGAUUGGAAUCUGAGCAGAGCUGCAGUAUGUGGAUGGAGGAGUCCCCCUCCAACUUCAGUAAUAUGAGCACCAGUUCCUACAAUGAUAACACUGAGGUACCUCGUAAAUCACGAAAACGAAAUCCAAAGCAGAGGCCGGGGGUCAAACGACGAGAUUGUGAAGAAUCUAAUAUGGAUAUAUUUGAUGCCGACAGUGCCAAAGCACCUCACUAUGUGCUUUCUCAACUUACCACGGACAGCAAAGGCAACUCAAAAGCAGGAAAUGGAACAUUAGAAAACCAAAAAGGAGCUGGAGUAAAGAAGAGCCCUAUGUUGUGUGGACAAUAUCCUGUUAAAAGCGAGGGAAAGGAGCUGAAAAUAGUUGUACAGCCUGAGACCCAGCACCGAGCCCGGUACCUAACUGAGGGUAGCCGUGGCUCUGUAAAAGAUAGAACACAGCAAGGUUUUCCUACAGUAAAGUUGGAAGGCCAUAAUGAACCAGUAGUGUUGCAAGUAUUUGUGGGUAAUGACUCUGGUCGAGUGAAACCACAUGGGUUUUAUCAGGCCUGCAGGGUAACUGGACGAAAUACAACUCCCUGCAAAGAAGUGGACAUUGAAGGCACUACUGUUAUAGAAGUUGGCCUUGAUCCUAGCAACAACAUGACACUGGCGGUGGACUGUGUAGGGAUAUUGAAAUUGAGGAAUGCUGAUGUUGAAGCUCGAAUAGGAAUUGCUGGUUCCAAGAAAAAAAGUACUCGUGCCAGACUGGUUUUCCGAGUUAAUAUCACAAGGAAAGAUGGCUCCACUUUGACACUGCAAACUCCCUCUUCUCCGAUUUUGUGUACUCAGCCAGCAGGAGUGCCAGAAAUCUUAAAGAAAAGCUUGCAUAGCUGUUCAGUGAAAGGAGAAGAAGAAGUGUUUUUAAUUGGCAAGAACUUUCUGAAAGGAACUAAGGUUAUUUUCCAAGAAAAUGUUUCUGAUGAAAACUCUUGGAAAUCAGAAGCUGAAAUCGACAUGGAAUUAUUUCAUCAGAAUCAUCUUAUUGUGAAGGUUCCCCCAUAUCAUGACCAACAUAUAACUUUGCCUGUAUCAGUGGGAAUAUAUGUAGUGACCAAUGCUGGGAGAUCUCAUGAUGUUCAGCCAUUUACCUACACUCCAGACCCAGCAACAGCUAGUGCUUUGAAUGUAAAUGUGAAGAAGGAAAUAUCCAGUCCGGCAAGACCUUGUUCUUUCGAAGAGGCUAUGAAAGCAAUGAAAACUACUGGAUGUAACUUGGAUAAGGUAAAUAUUCUUCCUAAUGCUCUGAUCCCUCCGCUCAUAUCAAGCAGCAUGAUUAAGAGUGAAGAUGUUACUCCAAUGGAAGUAACAGCAGAAAAAAGAUCUUCCCCUAUUUUUAAGAAUACAAAGCCAGUUGGAUCAACUCAGCAAACAUUAGAAACUAUCUCUAACAUAGCAGGAAAUGGGUCUUUUUCAUCAUCAUCAUCUUCCCACUUACCGUCUGAAAAUGAAAAGCAGCAACAGAUUCAGCCCAAGGCAUACAACCCAGAGACCCUAACAACUAUCCAAACACAGGACAUUUCCCAGCCUGGUACCUUCCCAGCAGUUUCUGCUUCUAGUCAGCUGCCUAAUAGUGAUGCACUACUACAGCAAGCUACACAGUUUCAGACAAGAGAAACUCAAUCUAGAGAGGUAUUACAGUCCGAUGGUACAGUGGUUAAUUUGUCACAACUGACUGAGGCAUCACAGCAACAACAGCAGUCACCACUACAAGAACAAGCACAGACUUUACAGCGGCAGAUGUCAUCAAAUAUUUUUCCAUCACCAAACAGUGUGAGUCAGCUACAGAAUACUAUUCAGCAGUUGCAAGCAGGAAGCUUUACAGGCAGUACUACUAGUGGCAGCGGUGGAAAUGUUGACUUGGUCCAACAAGUUUUAGAGGCACAACAACAGUUAUCUUCAGUUUUAUUUUCUGCUCCAGAUGGUAAUGAGAAUGUUCAAGAACAGCUUAGUGCAGACAUUUUUCAACAAGUCAGUCAAAUUCAAAAUAGCGUAAGCCCAGGGAUGUUUUCCUCAACAGAGCCAGCCGUCCAUACCAGGCCAGAUAAUUUAAUGCCUGGAAGAGCUGAAAACGUUCAUCCACAGUCUGAAAACACACUAUCUAAUCAGCAGCAGCAGCAACAGCAACAGCAAGUGAUGGAAUCAUCAGCAGCAAUGGUGAUGGAGAUGCAGCAGAGUAUCUGCCAGGCAGCUGCCCAAAUUCAGUCAGAGUUAUUUCCUUCAACUGCUUCAGCAAAUGGAAACCUUCAACAAUCUCCAGUUUACCAACAGACUUCUCACAUGAUGAGUGCGUUAUCUACCAAUGAGGACAUGCAAAUACAAUGUGAAUUGUUUUCUUCUCCUCCGGCAGUUUCUGGAAAGGAAACUUCUGCAACCACCACUCAGCAGGUUGCAACCCCUGGCACUACCAUGUUUCAGACAUCAAGUUCAGGCGAUGGAGAAGAAACUGGAGCACAAGCAAAACAGAUUCAGAACAGUGUCUUUCAGACCAUGGUCCAAAUGCAACAUAGUGGGGACAGUCAACCUCAAGUUACCCUUUUUUCAUCUACAAAAAGUAUGAUGAGUGUUCAGAAUAGUGGUACCCAGCAACAAGGCAAUGGUUUAUUCCAGCAAGGUAAUGAGAUGAUGUCACUUCAAUCUGGGAGUUUUUUGCAGCAGUCUGCUCAUUCUCAGGCUCAACUUUUUCAUCCUCAAAAUCCAAUUGCUGAUGCCCAGAACCUUUCCCAGGAAACUCAAGGUUCUCUUUUUCAUAGUCCAAGCCCUAUUGUCCGCAGUCAGACUUCUACAACCUCCUCUGAACAAAUGCAGCCUCCAAUGUUUCACUCUCAAAGCACCAUCACUGUGCUACAGGGCUCUUCUCAAGACCAGCAACCAACCAACAUAUUUCUUUCCCAGAGUCCUCUGAAUAAUCUCCAAACUAACACAGUGGCUCAAGAAGAACAGAUUUCAUUUUUUGCCGCACAGAACUCAAUUUCUCCACUUCAGUCAACAUCAAGCACUGAGCAACAAGCUGCUUUCUCACAGCAAGCUUCAAUAUCACACAUCCAGACCCCUAUGCUUUCCCAAGAACAGGCACAACCAUCUCAGCAAGGUUUAUUUCAGCCUCAGGUGUCCCUGGGUUCCCUUCCACCUAAUCCAAUGCCUCAAAACCAACAAGGAACAAUCUUCCAGUCACAGCACUCAAUGGUUGCCAUCCAGAGUAGCUCUCCAUCCCAGGAGCAGCAGCAGCAGCAACAGCAGCAGCAACAGCAGCAGCAACAGCAGCAGAGCCUUUUAUUCAGUAAUCAGAAUACCAUGGCUACAAUGGCAUCUCAGAAGCAACCACCACCUAACAUGAUAUUCAACCCAAAUCAAAAUCCAAUGGCUAAUCAGGAGCAACAGAACCAGUCAAUUUUUCACCAACAAAAUAAUAUGGCACCAAUGAAUCAAGAGCAGCAGCCCAUGCAAUUUCAGAAUCAGCCCACAGUUUCCUCACUUCAAAACCCAGGUUCUACCCAGUCUGAAUCACCACAGACCUCCCUAUUCCACACCUCUCCUCAGAUUCAGUUGGUCCAAGGGUCACCUAGUUCUCAAGAGCAGCAAGUAACACUCUUCCUCUCUCCAGCAUCCAUGUCUGCAUUGCAGACCAGUAUAAACCAACAAGACAUGCAACAGUCUCCUCUUUAUUCCCCUCAGAACAGCAUGCCUGGAAUACAAGGAGCCACAUCUUCACCUCAACCACAGGCUACGUUAUUUCACAACACUGCAGGAGGCACAAUGAACCAACUACAAAAUUCUCCUGGUUCAUCUCAGCAGACAUCAGGAAUGUUCUUAUUUGGCAUUCAGAAUAACUGUAGUCAGCUUUUAACCUCUGGACCAGCUGCUUUGCCGGAUCAAUUGAUGGCUAUAAGCCAGGCAGGGCAGCCACAAAAUGAGGGCCAGCCACCUGUAACAACACUUCUGUCUCAGCAAAUGGCAGAGAACUCUCCACUGGCAUCUUCUAUAAACACCAACCAGAACAUGGAAAAGAUGGAUUUGCUCGUUUCAUUGCAAAAUCAAGGGAACAAUUUGACUGGCUCCUUUUAACUGGAUAUAUAAAUUCCAUGAAGAAAACCUGAUUCCAAGAUGUCCUGAGAUUUUGCGGUUUGAUGAGGAUUACUGAACUGUUACUUUCAAAACAAAAUAUGAAAAACUGUGUUUGAGUAAAUGAAUAGAUUUUACUCUGACUGCAAAAGAGCACACAUCUGCAGCCUGUUGCAGUGAUUAGCCACCAAUGUUAACAUCUUCAUAUUUUAUAUUCCUAAUAACAGUGGUGACUGAAAAUCUAUUUGAGUUUCCAGCUGGCAGAAUUCAUUGUUGCUAUUUUCCUAGGCACUAUUUCUGUGAAAGUGCAGUUUAAAUUUAAGGCUGGACCAUCAGUCAUUAUUGCUAUUAGAAAAUAAUUCAUAUACCAUGUUUACUUUUGUUCUUUGUUAUUUUCUUUCCUGUAUUGUUUUAGUCAAUUAAUGGCUUUUGAAAAAGUAAUGUUCAAAUAAUAACUGAAGCUGUGAUUUUCAGUAUAAAAAAGCACAGCUGUGGGCCAAAGUGAAGGAAUUUUUUUUUUUUUUUUUUCAGUUUUUAUGGGGAAACUGAAGGGGUAACAUUCUGAUAAGUAAGCUGUAUUAAGAACUCUACACAGAUGAGAGAACUCUUUAUUUAACACAAAGGCAGACAAUACAGUUACAAAACUGGGGACAGCUGGAAUGCUCUUGGUUUUAUUUUUCAGAGAGUUGUUAAUUCUCUGUGUUUCUACUAAGAGGUUUAGCCAUAACUGUGCAUAGAAAAGUACCUAUCAUGCUGUAUAAAAAAUGAAGGGGAUAACAUAUGGCAAAUUCUGUUUUGAUAUCUUCUACAGUAGUUUAAACCGACAGUAAUUUGAGUCUGUUUUCCUCUUAACUCAGUCUAAGACCGGCGUUCCUUUUAUAUUCAUCCAUAUUAUUCUUCCUCUCAUUCUCAUUUUAGAUAAUUAUUCAUAUACUUACUGGCUUUAUGACCCUGUAGCAACUUAAAGAAAAAAGGCCGCUUUCAUCUAGGAUGACCCAGCUCCUGCAGUACAGGGCAGGGGAGUGAGUACCCUUUCAGGAAUUGAUUGGGAGUUGAUUCCUGAGAAAAAAAUGCAUUUUUUCCCCCCAUGAACGGUGCUGUUCUAAAAUCUUCAGAUUUUCCCCUCUAACAGGAAACAGUGUAAAAUUUAAUUAAAAACAAAACAAAAACUAAAAUUUCUUGAAAUAUCACUUCUCCCUGAGCUGCAGUGAGUGUAACUUCACUUGUCACCUCAGUGCUUUAUAGUUUGAAGUGGUCACUUCUGUGAUGGUUCCCACAAGCCUUAGGCUUUUACAGGGUCAUAUCAGUUGACUUAAAAUGAAGAAUUAACUUUUGUUACAUCUAUAAAGAGGAAAAUAACACACUCCAGAACCUGCAGUUGCAGCACUAGUUAUACAGUUUGGGGUGUUCUUGCCACCCAUGGGAUGCCUGCUUCUCACUACAACCUGUUGUCUGGACAUGUGCUUAUUUCUUAUUUUCCUUUUGGUGUGUAGAAAGCUGUUAAUACAGUUUAAGGCCAAACUGUGUAUGGCUUCUAUAUGUUGAUAAAAUGUUUUUGGUAUCCUUGUCCAUUUAAUUUUUUUUAAGUGUACAAAAAAUAGCCUGUUAAUUGUUCGUUGAAGGCUACUUUUCUGUUUUUUUCUGUUUAGUUGAACUGUGUGAAAUUGUGGUGUUGGUUUUGUUUAUAUACAGCCAGAUUUUUCCCCCCUUUUUGUGAUGGCCUUCCUUGGUUCUUUGAGCUCUUCUUCUAAUUUGUUUUUUUAUCUUUAUUCUCAUAUAUUCUUCCUCCUCCCCAACCCUUUCUUCCUUUCUCUCUCUGAUUGAGAGGCAUUGAAUUACGUUUUCAGUAGUACAGGCUUCUUGCCGAUAUGAAGGGAACUUUUCAGAAAGAGACCUACUCUGGGUCAUUUAAUUUUGAAUACAGUUUUCAAUCGUUCAAGUUUUGGAUGGUUUAUAUCUGUGUGUUUCAUUUUUUUGGAAAGCUAUAUUUUGUAUUUAGGAAAUGGUAUACUAUUUUGCUAUUUGUACUGAGUGAGUACAUUGGCAUAAAUAUAGAAAUUUAUAUAUAUAUAUAUACACAUAUAUAUAAACUAUUCUUUUUUUGCCACACAUUUUUGUGGUAAAUUUGUGAGUUUGUCUGAUGUUCUACCACAACGUGGCGUCUGAUAACAGUGAUGGGGGUGGGGGGGUUAUUAUGUCUUUAUUGAGUAUUUAAGUAUCUUUUGAAACAAAUGACCUGUUCAUCUGUGGCCAUUCCAUCAGGCAGUACCUUGGUGUUAUUAGUGGGUUAAAGGCAGCUUACUGUAUGUUUGCUGGGUCUUCACUCAGCAAAAUGUUAGCGUAAGGAAACCCAUGUAAGCAGUUUUGUCAAAUGGUGUUUCACAAGAAUGAGCCAUUCAGUCUUUGCUCACUAUAUAUUUAAUAUUUUAUUAUUGUUGUUAUUGUUAUUAUUAAUUGGCUUUCUGUAUUCUAUGCCUUUUAUUUAUAAAGACACUAAAAAAAAGCCAUGUUUGUAAUUUUAAUAACAUCUUUCCCAUCUUGUAAUAUCCAGAGCUAUUUUAUAUAAAUUCUCUGAACCAAAAGCAUUUUCCUCAAUACAUUUCUUCUUCCCCCACCCCAUCUGAAGAAAAUUACCCAAUAUAGUUCAGGUUAUGAGAAGGAUCAGCCACAUAAUCCAGUACUUCAGUUUUAAAAUACAAAAUUCUGACUUUAGAGGGUUGACUGUAAUGUCGGAGAAAGCCUUCCCAGCAGGUAUAUAAAUAAGAAAUAAAAUGCCAUAAGGUUAUUUCUGAGUUUUCUGAAUUUUUUUUAACAGAUUACAUAGGAGACUCAGAAAGUCUAUUUGUUCACCAACUUCCACUUAGAAUGUUAACACUGUGCUAUGGAUGAAGUGGUGGCAAGAAGACUGGCUUGUGUGCUGACUUCUAUCCUGUUGUUUAGCAAGAAGUUUAUUGCGGUGAAAUGUUGAUUGCCAAUACCAAGUCACCAGGGACCAAUUUUCUGUUUUAUGAUAUCUAAGUUUAGAACAGAACAUACACCUGAACUGUAGUGGUUUGGUUGGAUGAAGGCAGAAAAACCAGGUUUUAUUUUCACAAAUUUUGUGGUUAUUUAUACAAGGGCUGUGCUAUGCUACCAUAUUCUUAUUCAAUAAGACAGAUUUUUUUUUUUUUUUUUUUUUAACAUUGUUAAUUGUUCCUUACCCCAAAGGUCAAUGUUAAGUACAGAAUUCUGAGUAUAUGAUUUGGUCACAAAAAGUAUUUGUCUCCUUAUUGAAGAUUUAGCUCAGUGGUUGAUACUUGUGCUAAAAAUACAAUAUCCAGAUUACUGUCACAAGUUAUAGCUACGUAUGGGAGAGACACAGUUUAUUAGAUUUAUUUUAUGGCAGAAGGACCUAAAUAAACUGUGAACCACAUUUUAUUUCUUUAAAUUGUUAUAUUCAGUUCUUACUUUCAGCAACUUACAUUAAUGCUUGGAGCUUAUCUGUGUGUGUGAGAGAGUGUGUUUUAUUCCUUAUUGUCAUUCCAUUAUGUAUCCACACCAACGUGGUAGAAGAUAACUAGAAGUCAGAUUUUGCUUUUGAGCUUUAUCAUCUUACCUGUGUAAUUAGAGUAUCAUGUUGUUAUUUAGCCAGUGCAAAUCUGUUGCAGCCAGUCUCCCUAGAACAGGUUUUUUAAAGGGCUUUGUUUAUUAUAGAAACAGUAUAAAUGAAGGGUUUUCUUUCCUUUCUUCCUCCCUUCCUUACUCCCUCUCUUAUAAUCUUGUGUAUGAUGUAGUUCGGAACAUUUAAGCCAUUAUAAAUAUUUGUUUUGGAAAAGUGAAAUCUGAAAAGCAUCAACAAAUAAAGACCAGAAAAAACUGCUUUAAUAGUUAAAGUCUCAAAUUCAACAUGUUUUUUUUUUUUUUUUCGUGCUUUAAGUGAAAGUUUACAAAUCAAGUCAAUCUCUCACACAGGAACUUAAAUAUACCUUGCUACAUACUCCCAGUUGCUCUCCCCCUAAUAAGACAGCCUGCUCCCUCCCUCCACUCUCUCUCUCUCUUCAUGUCCAUUUCGCCAGCGUCUAACCCCCUCUACCCUCUCAUCUCCCCUUCAGGCAGGAGAUGCCAACAUAGUCUCAAGUAUCCACCUGAUCCAAGAAGCUCACUCCUCACCAGCAUCCCUCUCCAACCCAUUGUCCAGUCCAGUCCAUCAACGUGGUUUAUAAAUACUCACAAUGAGAAACAUGAGAAUUUUUUUCAUUUUCCUGGUGAAAAUUUCUGUUCUAGUGUCUCUUUCUUAAUUGAUUUUUGUCUAUUUAAUUGAAAAUUAUAUGAGUCCUUUUAGCUUUACUCUGCUUUGUGACCAGAAGCUUCAUCCCUAACCUGCAUACCUUUGGUUACCUGGAGGGACUUAAUGGAAAAAGAGAGACUGGAUAGUUCAGUAGAUGUCCUAGAGAAGUGGUACAAGGGUAUACCCUAGUCAUGUGGGUGAGUAGAGUCUUAUAACAUGUACUUAGAACAGAUUUUCUCCUCUGCCUAUUUGUAUCACUAGAGCUAAAUGGUGGAGAUAAUGUUCAUAAUGGAGUAAAUAUCAGAAUAAUAGCUAAAAUAUCACUUGUCAAUUGUCCCAGUGCUCUACAUCUUUAAUCACCAUUUAUUUUAACAUCAUACUAGCCUUAUUAAUAAAAUUCUGUUUUUAUUCCACUUUUUCUGGAAAUUUUUUUAAUAUUUCAUAUAUACAUUAAAUACUUAUGGAAAAGUGUCUUUUUACCUUGAUAGUGCCCCCUUCUUAUAAUUUCAUUUUUCACUAUUGCCAAAACACAUGAACAAAAGGUUUUAAUAGGUCCCAACUCUAAAUUUUUCCAUUUAGCCAUUCUUUCCUCCAUUUUUUUUUUUUUUUAAAUUAUGCGUUAGGUGAAAGUUUACAGAGUAAAUUAGUUUUCUCAUUCAAAAAUUUAUAUACAAAUUGUUUCCUGACAUUGGUUGCAAUCCCUGCAGUGUGUCAUCACUUUCCCACUUUCCACCCCAGGUUCCCUUGUGUCUAUUCGUCCAGUUUUCCUGUCCCUUCCUGCCGUUUCAUCUUUGCUUUCGGGCGAGUGUUGCCCAUUUGGUCUCAUGUACUUGAUUUGUCUAAGAAGCACGUUCCUCAUGUGCAUUAUUAUUUGUUUUAUAGGCCUGUCUGAUCCUUGGCUGAAAGGUGAACUUCGGGAGUGGUUUCAGUUCUGAGUUAGAAGGGUGUCCAGGGGCCAUAGUCUCAGGGGUUCCUCCAGUCUCUGUCAGACCAGUAAGUCUGAUCUUUUUUGUGCAUUUGAACUUUGUUCUACAUUUUUCUCCUGCUCUGUCCGGGAUCCUCAGUUGUGAUCCCAGUCAGAGCUGUUGGUGGUAUUAGCCGUGCACCAUCUAGUUCUUCUGGGCUCAGGCUGGUGGAGGCUGUGGUUCAUGUGGUCCCUUAGUCCCUUGGACUAAUAUUUUCCUUGUUUCUUUGGUUUUCUUCAUUCCCCUUUGCUCUGGACAGGAUGGGACCAAUAGAUGUAUCUUAGAUGGCCACUUGCAAGCUUUUAAGAGCCCAGAUGCUACUCACCAAAGUAGGAUGUAGAACAUAUUUUCCUCCAUUUCUUAAUCACAAUAGGAAACAACAUCAUUAAGUCUAACCCCCUUUGACCUAAGAAUAGCAGAAAAGAUGCAGUGUUAGAAGGAGGGUAAGUAAAAAAUUAUAGGAUUAUACUGUUUAGGCUUUAUAUAAAUUAACUAUAAAUUUUUCCUUUAGCUUCACUAAUGAUAGAUCUAUGUUAGUGCUAAUGAAAUUGUGAGACUCCGUAUAAAAAAAAUGUGUAUAGUGAAAUUUCAGCAAUAAAGUGUUUAAACCAUCUGCUCUGAUCUUAGAUGGAUGAAAUAAAUCACUAAAACAUAGUUUAGGUAAAAAGCCUGGUAAAAUCAAUUUUUCUAACAAGACAGGGCCAGGUAAUUCAUGAUAGUGUAUCUUUGCCCACCAGAACCUCAGUUAAUCUGCCUAGGAAAAAUAAUGUUAAAGGAAAUGAGAAAGGAGCUUUAUCUGAAGCCCUCCAGAAUUAAUAAUUUCUUUCUACCAGAUGCAGUUGUAUUGAGUGUCCCUCUGGUUUUUUGUUGUUGUUGUUGUUGUGGUAGUGCCUGAAGAAAAGGCCAUCAGAACAGGUCAGGAUGGUAGUACCUUUGGGAUAGAGCAGCUUUUCCCAUGUAUUUCCAUGACUGUAGUGGCACUGAAGUUAGCAAACCUUUAUGCAAUAUUCUUAGUACUCUAUUGACAUGCACUUUAAUCAUUCCAAAGAAGCCAAGAAUGCUAUAUAGUGAUGAUUCCUUCUUAAUGAAUACAUCUUAAUUACUUAGAAUACUUAUGUCCAUUUUUAUUUUGGAUAGUCAACUUGGUAUAAGUAUUAUGUAGAUGUUUUCUAAAAUGACUGUAUAGUAGGACCUAAGCCUUUAGAACGUUUUUCGUUGCUGUCGAGUGGAUUCCAACUCAUGGCAAUCCCAUGUAAUGACUAUAUAAAAAAAAAUUAUUACAUUUCAGCAAAUCAUUUUAGAAAAAUUAAAAUGUCAGCUUGCUCAUCUAUAUGUUUGAGUUAAUUAAUUAAAACCAGCCCUCUUCCUAUAUAUUUUCUGUGUCAUGUAUAUAAGAACAUUAUAGUGUAUAGUUUUCUACAUAUAUAUAAACCAGUGGUUCUCAGAGUAUGGUUCUCAGCCCACCAGCCAGCAUCAGUAUCACCCAGGAACUAGUCAGAAUUGUAGAUGUUUGGCCUUAUCCUAGUCAUACUGAAUCAGAAAU
Molecule: messenger RNA, 46655 nt
Organism: Loxodonta africana (African savanna elephant)
Lineage: Eukaryota; Metazoa; Chordata; Mammalia; Proboscidea; Elephantidae
Gene: NFAT5
Product: nuclear factor of activated T cells 5
Exons: 14
Coding region: 35432-39883 (1483 amino acids)
Biological process (GO): regulation of transcription by RNA polymerase II; cytokine production; calcineurin-NFAT signaling cascade
Cellular component (GO): transcription regulator complex
Molecular function (GO): DNA-binding transcription factor activity, RNA polymerase II-specific; RNA polymerase II cis-regulatory region sequence-specific DNA binding; transcription factor binding
Source: RefSeq, a predicted model, not a curated record